Xyrichtys novacula (pearly razorfish) is the source of this 64018-nucleotide messenger RNA. Lineage: Eukaryota; Metazoa; Chordata; Actinopteri; Labriformes; Labridae. The record is from the annotation of a GenBank genome assembly.
GUAUAGUACAGCGGGGGUUUCUUCACGCUGCCUGGCCCAGCUGUGCAGCUCAGUUUUAACCUGCAGCAGCUUUGUGUGUCCUCCAGAGGCGAUGCAUGCUGGAGUUGAGAGGGGCGAACAGUCCGGGCUGAGCUCAACUAACAUGCCGUAAACGGGCUUCACACACAGGGGACCAAGUUUUGACAUAUUCCGUUACCUUGCAGUUUCCACCUCUAUCCGAAGACAUGGAGUAUUGGAGGCAGUGCGCGAUGUGGCUGAUCAGCUGCAACGUGCUGCCCGCGAACCACCGAGUGACUGCGGACUCAGCGCAGGUGUUCGACCUCGCACAGACCCUGCGGGACGGGGUGCUGCUCUGCCAGCUGCUCAACAACCUGAAACCUCACACUAUCAACCUGAAGGAGAUCAACCUCCGGCCACAGAUGUCACAGGUAGAUUUGUAAUUGUCUACAGUGCUUUUAGGGAAGCUUGUGGCUGGACUGUGCUCGGAGGAAGAGUAAAACUACUUUGUGCAGAUAUGGACAAAGUAUGCAGUCAAAAAACCCUAAUAGCCCUGUUGAGUCCCAGGGCAAUUUGAGCUAAUAAAGUGAUGAUAAUUGUUUCUCAAGAGUCAAAUUAUGUCUGUUAGUGGAGGAAACCAGUACAGUCCCUUCAGAAAUAAGUUUUGGAGUAAUUCUAGGCUUUAGCAUGUUCAAAAGAAGUCAUAAGUUAGAGGUUGGUUUCAAAGUUUUACCCCUCUGGAGGCAGGGGUGUGUGCAGACUUUGUUAAAUGGGGUGGCCUUGUCAGGUUAUGACAUGACAAACACAAACUCACACACACUGUCACUGCUAAGAAUCACUAACAUCACUGAAAGCUGAACGAUAAAAACACAGACAUUUUUACAGCUCUGUAAUGUCUAUUCGAUAGGAAUGUUUCAUCUAUUUUACGCCCUUAUUUCAUCUGUUAAGGUUUUGUUUAGUACCGACUUCCAGCUCAAAGUUCUGUGUGUGAACCCUGGAGCAUGCUCAGAUAGUCUGGCCAGUUUUCGUCUGAUUAAACUGUAUUCAUACAAGAGAAGAUCGAUUCCCAACCGCAUUAUCCAAGGGUGACCACACUUCCUCUUUUAAGGUCCUUACACACUGGGAGUGUUUUUUUCGUGCGAUUAUUUCGGACGAUAAUAUUUUUUUUUCAAACAUGUAUCCUGUCAAUACAAGCGUUCACAUCAGCGACAUUUCCCUGUCCUGCGAUAUUGCAGCAUUUUUUUGGGGAUCACGGUUGAUUUUUCUAUAGUUUCACAAACUGUGUGUCCACUUCUGACCAACCAGAUUUCUUGUUGUUGCGAUGUCAGAUUCACUAGUAUAUCCAACAUGGCUGAUUGUUUACGGUGUCUUUUUUCCCCCCAGAAAGUCACAAAAUCGCAUCAGGCUUGAUGUGUAUAGUCAGGCGCUUCAAAAUUCACCUCCGAAUAUUUCGUAGUUUCAUGUCGCAGAUUUGUGUCGGUCCUGGUGUGUAAGGACCUUUAGUCUGAUUUAGCUGUAUUCAUAGAAGAGAAGAUCGAUCCCAACCGCAUUACCCUACAGGUGACCAUGCUUCCUCUUUUACUCGGACAUGUCGGACAUUUACUCAGACAUUUUUGGGGGCUGUCCAGCCUUGUCCAGGGGAGUUUAUAAACAUCCAUUUCAAAGAUUUCAGCUGAUGCAAUUUUUUUUUUGUACGAUGGUAGGGGAAGGUCCGCCCUCCUUCGCCUCUGAUUGGCUAGAAGUGCUAGGCUCCAAUUGGUUAUUCCUAAUUGUCUCUUGGAUUAGGGUUAGGGUUAGGAUUAGGAUGAGGUUUAGGGUUAAGGUAGGAGAUUCAGAAGUAUGAUAAUGUUCUGUAAUGCUCUGUUUGAUGUACAGAGCUGACAGCCUGUGUUUGGCUUGAGCGUGUGAUGACGUUUCCAGCCUUUCUAGCCAAUCAGAGGCGAAGGAGGCAGGACUUUCCCCUACUGUCCAACAACAAAAAAAAAAUAUCGCCAGCCGGACUAAGGGCAUGUGUAUUAGCUAGCUAGGGGCCACACCACCCCAGGCCCCCCUCUGGACAUGCCCCUGACAUUAAGAGGUAGUAUCUGAGCCUACCUCCGUUUGAUCCAGAAGCCUAAUUUAAAGGUGUCAGUGCUGAUAUCAAAGAAGAGGUAUUUGUGGAGUUUUUCACCUUCUUUUUUCAGGAUCACCCUCCUUUUUUCCUUUUUUUCUGUUUUCUUGCGACAAACUGAUGCAUCACUUUGUCAUAUGUUAAAACUAAUGCUUCAGAGAGACCGUCAACCUCACUGAUUCACUUCUUACUUUGUGUAUGUGUCUCUGUUGAAAAAAAAGCCCAUUAUCUCUAAGCAAGUAAAACUGUCUGAUUAACUGAGGGAAUGUUAAAUGCCCCCCAGCCUUUGAAAACCAAAAGGCACGGUCAAAGGCUUGACCUCUCUUUACCCAUAAUUCCCCCCUGCCACUGGAGAGACCUGAUAAAAAUCCUGUCUUUGAUCCACCCAUUAGCCAGGGAACUUUAUUACGUGUGCAGGAGCUUGUUGGAACAGCGUAUGAGGCCUUAUGAAGCAGUGAGGGGACUGUGAUUUGUGACACUCGGGUCUAAAACACCUAAAACAACACAAUUUUACUGAGGACCGCAGAAUACAUAAUAGCCAUGACACCUGGAAGAUGAGCUUCUUAUUUGUCCUCACACAUCAGAGUUACAAGACCUGAGAAAAUGAUGUGAUCUUAUUUUCAUGAAAAGCAUAUUUGAUCAUAUAUCGGCCAUCAGCUUGUUCUCACUUUUCAGAAACUCUUUCGCUCGGACAUCACCUGUGCUUCUCAAGCUAUUCUGCUGUGUGGGAACAAGACUUUAAAUUACUUACAUACAGCUGACGUGCUGAAGCUUGUUUCUGGGGCACAGAAGUCACUAUCACUUGUGCAUAUUUGAUGUGUCACCUUAUCAGCUCGACAUAUCCGCAGGAAUUUCCUAUUUGCUGAUAUCGGCAAUUAACUUUUUAAUCUAUUAUCUGCAGAUACUGAGACUCUGCUGCUAAUAUCAUGCACCCCUAUAUGGGAUUAAUGUGUAAUCAUGUCGGACUUUGAAUAUUUCUUUUAUUUAAAGUUUUGCUUCAUUGGAAGGACAGUUGAAGGCAGACAGGGAGUGUGAGGAGUAGAGAGCGGGGGGUAACAGGUGCCCCCGACUCUAAGCAUCUCUGGUGUUGAAAGUCGGGGGCAUGUGCGUAUUUUUUUCACAGGUAUUGGACAGAAAAGAUACAUUGGAACUUAUGUAGAGUCAGAUUUAUAAUUAUAAAAGCUCAAACGUAACACAAAAACACAGGUUGUUCCUCCACGAGAAUGAAAAUAAUCACCGUUUUUCCAUCCUUAUCAAAAAGGUCAAAUAACCCUUUUAAACUAUGCUUAAAAAAAUCACAGGAACAAAUAAAAAUGUUUAAAAAAUAUGUUCAAUUAUGUCUAACUUAUCUCCCUACAUAGUGAGAUCUGUGCCUCCGCCUAACUCUUCGCCGUCUCACAAACAGCACUGCAGUGUCGUGCAUGUCCUCUAUCCGCUCUUCUUUUAUGUUCUUGAUAGACAGUGAAAGAAAACUGAGGGGCACAGUCUGCAAAACAAUAAGCAGCACUCGCCUGCAGCUGUAGGCCAUCAGAGUUAUGGUCCGGCGAGGCAUGUGUGUCAGUGGGCUCCAGAUUUUUAAAUGGCUCUUUCAUUGUGCCCUGCUGACCUAAGAUCUGAGGAAAUGAAAGCAAGAGCAUGGAGGUAAUGGAGUGGAGGACAUCAGAGUGGUGUAGUGGGGUGGAAAUGCAUGUGGAAGUGCAGUUUUUACAGACCGUGGAGUAAAUUCAAAACAAGGAUUGCGACAAUAAAACUUUAUAUUCAAGGUACAUUUAUGAAUAGAAGCCCAAUAUGACGUCUAUUUACACUUACGCCGUGUUUGUUCCUCAUCCAGAGAAAGUAAAUAUGCACCGAAUCUGUGACUGUGGCCAUGAGUAUGAGGCUGGUAGGGUGUUAAGCUGUCAUGUUCAUGCAUUUCCUCCGCAGACAAACAGGGCCCCAGGGGGCGGCUGAGUGAUUACAGGCGUCUCCACGAUGAGCUGACAUGAUAAAAAGGAGCGUAUCUGUUCUCAAGAAUCUCUCCACAGCUCUGUUUUUACUGCAAAUGAUCACAUAGGAUUUACUCUGGGGUUGAGUCACCACGUACACAAGCUUGUUGUUUACCCUUCGAAGGUGUUUUUAAUUAUCUCUUUUAUUGAGAAUGUAUUUUUACUGCGAGCGGCCCGAGCUGGACGGAAACUGAAACUUCCACCAGAAAGUGAAAACCGAAUGGACAUUGUCUGAAGUCUGACCGCUAAGGAGGCUUAGAUCCUGCAGGAAGUGACACCAAAAGAAGAUGGGACAUUUUCAGUUUGCUGUUAGUCCACAUUUUUCAAAAGCAAAGACAGGUGGACAGUGACAAAUACAAAUAGUGUGAGAUCAUGAGAGCGGCUGAAGAUUUUCAUGGUUUUAAAGAAUGAAAAAUUACAUUCACAACACACAGAAGACUAGAUGAAGCUGUAGAAUAAUAACAAUGUAGAAAUAUGUUUUAUUCUGAAGCGCCUCUCCAGACACUCAAGGUCUUCUUGCAAAAACAGCAGCUAUAAAGCAUAAAUAAACAAUAUGCAAUGAAAGGCAACAGCUUACAUGUUAUACGUUGAAAUACAUCCUGCAAUCAUGCAUGUUGGUAACCAGUCAAUACCUUUCACUUGUGGGUGAAAAAUGGAAGAUUUCUCUUUACAGUGAGCAGAAUUUACAGGCAUCUUUUUGUCUCUUUGCAGUUCUUGUGUCUGAAGAACAUUCGCACGUUCCUGAUGUCUUGCUGUGACGUGUUCGGGGUGAAGAAGAGCGACUUAUUCGAAGCCUUCGAUCUCUUUGACGUUCGAGACUUUGGAAAGGUAACGCCCACACACCCCCCUCUCUGAUUUCCUGUUGCAACCCCGUGUAACAAUCCCCUUUUUAUCACAUAUGCAGAUAUCCCCUUCAAUGCAAAUCCUUAUUGAGAUUUUGAACAAUGCUCAGUAGGAAUCAACUAAAUGUAUCAGACUCUAUCAGCACUCUCACAUUUACACUUUUAGGAUGACAUGGAUGUACGAUGUGUGUAGUUGAACAUAAGGAUAUCCCCAAAUUGUACAUUCAGUGGUUUGGUGAAGACUUGGCAUGUGUUUAUGUCUGUUUGCCUGUAUGUGUAGUUAUUUGUGUCUGUUUAAAAGCAGUUGCUGUUUGUCCUCCACCCAUCUCUCUCUGUGCAUUUUUCUGCUGCACUUCUCGAGGAACCGGUGGUCAGCUUUUUAUUGCUGCAUUAUUGUGAGAGCUGGUUUAGUGUGUGUACACAGUGUUACCAGGUCAGUGGGUUUGUAGUGCAUUCCUCCAUUGCUGCAGCACCACUGGCCUCGCAGCAAAGGAGCCAGAUUUAACUCCGCUGCAGCAGACGGCUCAUUCUCUCUGUCCAUCUUUAUUUUAGCAUGACAUUUUGUUUGGUUCUUUCAGUGCACAGCUUUGACUUGGAGCAGUUUGAGUUGUUUGUGCAUUCUUGGCUUGGACUUCAUUAUGUGUUUUUAAGUAUUUACUUAUUGCAGCGGACUGUCUAUAUAUAUUUAUCUACAUUAAAACAGUCCUGUUGUAUUUGAGUACAUGUUGAACACAAAGAAUAAUGGUGGGCAAUAUGGCAAAAAAAUCAUAUAAUAUAAGACUGUUUUGCAAGUUACUGACAAGUACAAUCAGAAUUGUCUAUUUCAAGUCCUUAAAGCUCCUGUGAGGAACUUUUGGUGAAUGCCAAAAUCUCAUCCUGCUGACUUUAAACAGUCAAAUGGAUCAUUUCUUUUAUUUCUUGGUAUUUUGUGUGUAAAGCAUAAAUACAGGAAUACAUUUUCAGCUGCUUGGCUGACACAUACCCCCUUGCACUGGUUUUAGGCAUUAAAAAUUGCAAUAUAAAAAUAAUCAUAUAAAAAUGGUCUUGUUUGCUUUUGUCAAGGUAUCACCAUGAAUUUCAGCCUGUUUCCCCAGUGCCAAAAAAAAACUCCUCAGUGGAACCAUAAAGGAAAGACUUAAACUGAAAUAUGUUUUUGUCACAGAUUUUAUUGCGUGUGCGAUUUAGCCAACUUGUCCCAAGCACAGUUGUUAUUUGGUCGACAACAACACAAAUCGGAUGAAGUGCAAUCUGACCGAAGAACAGCUAGCUUGUCAGGCUAGCAUUUCAGUUACUGUUAAGUUAGCAUAGGGUUUCUAAAGCUACUUUCAUAAUAAACUUAUGAUACUUCUUAAAUGAAUUUGAAUGAAUGAAUAUUAACUAAAAAGUAAAAUAACCCCCAAAGCUAACUAUAAAUAUAUAUUUACAAAAAAGGGAUAGAUCAAAAUGUUACAAAAGUAGGCAUUUUUACACAAACACGCAACAUCUUUCCCAAAUUCAAAAUCAUGAUACUUGAGUUUGUUUUGAAUGAUAAAGAAGAGAAAGAAAGUUUUGUUGUGUGAUGUCUUUUUUGUACAGAGUGAGACAUUGUCUUUGUGUCUACCAACUUGCAGUGCGCCACGUCUGUGUAAUCUGCCACUGAGAAACACAAGCUCUGCUACUAAGACCCACAGGAAAACUUAGAAAACUAUAGAUUUAAAGGAAUAAAAAUCCAAACAAAUUUCUCCAUGUAAAAAAGUUUUAAAAUUUCUUCAAAGAGGCUUCAUACACACGGUUAAAAAAAAUCAAAUAACACCUCCUGCAGAAAGAGAACAGUAUUCAUUGACUCUCUGACAGUGAGCGAUUGCAUAUGCAGCUUUGCGUGUCGUUUCCCACACAGGCUCUCUUUUCUUUCACUUCAGUGUGUUGUGCUCUAAAGAAGCUUCCAGUUAAUCUGGCUGCUGAUAAUCCCAUAGGGGAGGCACUGCCUGCAAAUAUGUACACUAUAUCCAGGCUGGGCUGCGUAAUCUCAGUCAUGUUUGAGGGUUGUCCAUCAGACAAACAAGCCUCCAGAGGGGGGAGAUUGCGCUGAAUCGUUAGUUUAAAAAAAAACAGUGUCCUCAAGGUCCAAGAAGAGUCAAACAAGAAAUACUCAAUCUCUUCCUAUUUCCAGAAAACAUCCACAAGAGAACAUCUCAAAUCUUAGCCAGUGUAAUCCACUUGGGUUGAGUUGUGCCAGUUUUGCCCGUUGACUGAGUAUUAAUCCAAUGAAUAUCUAAUGAGAGCUCUAUAACCUACAUUCCUCCACCGUGUUACUACAGGCUUCACCCUGAGCAGCCAUGCUAUUUAGAGGAAACAUGCCAGAGGCUAGAGAGAUGAAAUCAAGUGGAGUUAGAUUUUAAAUGUUAAGGUUAUUGAUGUUAUUGAUUUUAAAAAGAGGGGAGGUUUGAUGUUUGCAAUACCAACUCUUUUCCUCUCAAAAAUGUACUUUUCUAAGACCUGUAAGAAGGUCCAAUAUUAGCUGUUUAUAUGAGUAAACACAUCUUAUAGAAAAUUCAUGAAUUUUUCAGGUGGUGUGUUGUGGGGGCCUGCCUUGAAAUCCAUAUGGCCACCCCUAGAUGAUUGAAGUUAGGGAUUUCAGAGGCAGGACCUGGGCUGGAAUCAACCGUAUGGUUUGUGUUGCUACAGGCUGCUAGUAACUUAGUAUUUCAAAGUAGUACAGUUUUGUGUCGACCAAAAACUGGAGCUAACACUUCAAACAAACAUCGAACAUGAUGUGCAACUGUUCGUGCAUGUUCGAAUUUUGCUGUCUUAUCGGUGAUGGACUUGCUAGGGAUGCUUUUUUGUUGUCGUCACAUGGUUGUCAAACCAUAAGGACAGCUGCUUUGUACAAUGGUGACAUACGACCCUGCCUUCAAUCAACAGCGUAGAUCACGAAAUAAAUCCACACAGCGCUUUUCAGAUGUUUUAGUAUCUUGAUUGUCUGCUCAGUGUGGCUUUGCUCAACCAUGUCCUUCAUUUUUGUAGAAUAAUAUGACCGUAUUAGUUUACCAAGGUCGAGAGUGUAUUGACUGGACAAGUUACGAUAAAAACACCUUCUGCUGUAUAUUUCAGCAAGCUUCUUUAGACAGCCUGAUGUGGUGGUACUCUGUAUUAAUGAGUUUGAACGUCUCAUAACAGUUGAAAACUCGAUUUUCGAUUUCGAAUUUUUAUUCAGUGACAGCCUCACCAAACUGUCUUUUUCUAUCAUCUCUCAUAACAAAACCACUAAAAAUAAUGUAGUGCAUAUGCCAAGCCAGUAAGCAGCACUGUAACACUGCCCAGGAAAUGAACAAAAGACAGAAGAAGAGUUCGGAGCAUGGCUGCCAUGAAAGAGUUACACUGUGUGUCACAUGAUCGUUUCGAGAGAUGCAGAUAGGCAUCCACUUGGAGAUGAAAUGAUAGUCGUUUACGGAGUUUUGCACUCUUUUACCCGUUUUCAGAAAGUACCUUCUACUGCGAAACUCUGAAGCCGUACCAAUUACACACGACUGACUCGCUCUUGCCCCUUUUAGUCACGAAAUUAUCGCUUUCUUUUGCAAACGCCAUGAUUGUUUACACUGGUGUGUGUGGGAACUGGGGGCAGCACUCUUGCAGGAAGGGGGGGCCUACGGUGGCCUGGAGGCACAAGACAUUACAGAGAGGAAAAUCAAUUUGACGAUUUUAAUUUUCUUUAACAUCAUCAAAAUUAGAUAAUCUGAUUAUGAUUCAAAAUCGAUUAAUCGUGCAGCCCUAAGUUUGAAUCUCAGAAGCUCAGAAGGCUCAUAUGUCGCCAUUUUAUGAUGUUACUUACUCACGUAGGGCUCUAACAUAUAUGCCGUAUUUUGAUGCCAGUAGUCUGUAAAUCGAUGCCCCAGUUGGGCCACCCCAUUUCAAAAAGUCUGGAUCCGCCCCUGUUUGUCUGUGGGGUAGAAGUUAAGGCGCAGUCACCUUUAUCGAGGGCGAGGACGAGAAACGAGGGAAACUGCUUACCCAGUUCUGUCAAAAAGAUGAAAAGUCCUUCUGUGUUUAACUUUAACUAACUAAUGAGAAACUUUCUGUUCAGUUUGUUUGAUCCUGUUUCUGUUUGAUCGCCUGCUGUUUAAAAAAUAACAGAGGAAAACUCACGCACACCACAAAGUCAAACCGGCCCUUUUUUCUUUUCCAGAUUUAACAAACAAUGUUCUCGUACCGCUUUGUGUGUUUGGGUUUUUAAAAAGGAACACCGUGAGAUUUAAGAGUUGUAAUUAAACAUAUUUUUAACAUGUCGACAUGCCUGCUUGUAUAAUUCAGGAGAAUCUGGCAUGUGUUUGUGUUUUAUGAGAUGAUGGUACAACUUUUCCUUUGUUUGCCAUCAUUUUUUCUGUUGCUCUGGGUUUUUUUUUUUUGUAAAGAGGUCACGCUCACCACGGUGGUUGGACUUCAACUCAGCUUGUGGCUUUGCAUCUCAAGUUGAGUGUGGCUGAAACCAAGUGUCAGAUCAUCAGACAAGUCAGGUGUGAGAAAAACAAGUAGCGGAGGCAGCGUAACAAGAAGUUUUUAAGUUUUAUUACACUUUCUCUCAUCUGUCUCUCGAAACAGACAAUCUGUGCAUCUCUAAAGUUCAUCUUUUCCUCUCAGCAACUCCAUUUAAAUGACAAAUGCCGAUGCAAUGUUGAUCAUUUUUCAGCCUUUCAGUCUCCUAAAACAAAUGACCCAUAAAACUAUGUUUUUUGUUAUCUUGCGUUGUGCAGGAGCACAUCCCCACACUUAAAAUAAAUGAAAUCCUCUCACGUCAGAGGCAACUUUUGUCUUUGUAACAGGAAAGACAGCGUUUCAGCCGCUGUAAAUAACUUCUGAAGAUGAAGAGGCCUUUUGAAGCUUUAAAGCUGAACGCUCUCACUACUCUUACAAGUCACACGAACACCUGUUCAUCAGCCAAAGCCACAGCACUCGUUCACACAGGAAGAGGAGACACACUGCAGAGAGACUCUCAUAUCUUACCCCAUCUAUCAUCUCUUGAAACCAAAAUCCAAAUCCUUAGAGCAGAGUGAGCUGUUAAGUGUUGACUAGAAGCUUCUCUAGAAACAUGGGGUCAUAAAAUAAUCUGGGCAUUAGCUACGUUAAAUUAACCGCCUGUUUAGUAGCAGUGCAAAAAUGUAGAAUAAUCUUUUUUGAGGAUGUUGAUCUGCGAAUUGUACCAUUAUAUUUUUCUUUAGCACCCUUUGGCAGACCUGUGUGAACUGUCAUUACAUGCUGUAAACAUUAACUCUCAGGGGUUGAUCUGUCGGGUCAGAGAAGCUGGUUUAUCAGACUGAGUCAAACUGAUGUCCAGUGUGAGGAUUACUCCAGUGCACUUUUCUGUUGAAAUCAGCUCUCCUGUGUCAUUUGUGGUUGUAGGCGCAUGAAUGAGCGGUUAAUGUAAGAUUAUGGCACUCAGGGGGAAAAUCCACGCUUAAAUCUAAUGGUAAAUAUACAUCCCUGAGCUUAAAAUAGUGUAUUUUUUCACAUUAGGAUUAAAAAUAUGACAAGGAAAAACACGACUUCAAUCAAUAUUAAGGUGUAAAAUUAACUGUGAUGACACUUCAUAAGUGUUUAAAGAUUUUUUAAUACAGAUUUAUUGCAGGGCAGAUCUGUCAACAAAGAAAUUUCUUGCUUUCUAUUUCUCCAGUUGUCACGUUGACACCUCCACCGACCACACACACACACACACACACACACACACACACACACACACACACACACAAACAUAUGCAACGACUGCCUCAUGCAAAGGAAAUGGUCAUGUCAGCGUCUGGUCAUGUCAGCGUUCGCCUCUUUGUCUGUUUCCUUCAAAUUGUGUUUCAUUUAUCAGAAACACAUUAAGGUUAAACUCUCAAAACAUAUUACAUGAAGUUUACAAGUCAUAAGUAACCACCAGGUGUUGGAAAAAGAGCCUUAAAAUGAUGAUUUAUAUCACUCACAUAACGAGAUUAAAGACGUGUUUGAUUUACAGAUUUACUCUAUUUUCUUCACAGGUUAUGGAUACCUUAUCAAAACUCUCUCACACAUCAAUUGCACUGCAAGGAGGAUUCAAGUGAGUGCUCCUACAUCACAAAAACAAAAACACAGACUUGGAUUUGAGUGGAUUUUAAAAGGUUUUGUGAUGUUUUAAAAGGUCUUGUUCUAAAAAAAAAAAAAAAAAUGUGCACACACAUUUUAUAAGAGAUGUCCUGCAACCUCUCUGCCUGCACUCUGAAAUUAUGACACUGCAGCCACAUAACCACAUCUCACCCACUUACUCCCAGUUUUACUAGACAAUUUUCUGUAUUACCAGUAAGUAGAAACACAAAUUACGACCCCUGACAGUUGAACUUUAUAUCAAGAGGAAUAAAAAAGAACAAAAAUGUUGCUUUUCUUUUUAUUUACAAUGAACAUAUGGUAUGAAAUAAGAAAUUGGAAGUCCUUUAAAUCUGUCUAAACUAUUCGGCUAGAAGUUAAUAUGUGAUGCUGUCUCUUAUUUCAGCAUUUUCCUUAUUUUUUGGCUUCACCUUGAUAUAUAAAUUCAUUUUUUAGGUGCUGUUGUAAAUCAGGAUAUUUGUUGCGCCAUUAUGAGGCCGAGUUGUGUCCCUUUCUUAUGCCGUAUAUAUUUGAUUUAGGCAGUUCCCUCCUCAAUAAGAGUUUCUUUGCAGUAUUUUCCUCAUGCCGAACACUGAGCCUCAUGCUGCUUUUUUUUUUUUGUCACUUCCAGGCCAUUCCCAACCGAAGAAAGCCUAAAAGACGAAGACAUUUACAAUAAUCUGAAAGACUUGAUUGAGUAUGUAUGAGGCUCCCCUCUGCGGGGCCAUUACUGCUGUUGAUAGAACGUGAUUAUUUCUGCUCAUCAUCCAUGCUCUCCAGGGGUCUGACACCCACAUGUUUUGGUAAAAGGCUUGGCUCCGUUUCUCUUUUGCCGUCAGAGGGAAAAAAUGAGUAAUUCUGCAUGUUUUUGCGGAGUGCUUGCAAACCACCCACAUCAAGAUUCAGGAUGGGUGUCGCUGACAGUUUGAUUGGUAGAUAAGAAGGAUGAGGGUCUUCAAAUAAGUGUCAUAUUUGUGUUAUUUCUAUGUCAUAUUUGUACUUUUACUACCUUAUUUUUACUUGUCUAUUGCACUGGAAAAGGAGAAGCUCUCCAAUCUCGUUGUACUUUUAGUAUGAUGACAAUAAAGAACAUUCUGAUUCUGAUUCUGAUAUCACAGUCUUGGUGCAUGUUUAAAUUGGGUUAGGGUUAACUUCAUUUCCAAAUUAUGGAUGGAUAGUGAAUUAAUAGUAUGCAUGCAUUAUGUAAAGAUUUUUAAUAAUAGAAGACUAUUUUCACUAGUUUUGUUUUAUCUUUUUCUAUUUCAUUUCAUUUCAUUCAGUUUGUUGCCCCAAUGAUUUCACAAUGCAACUUUAACUUCCGUCAGAAACUCAAAACACUUGAAAUCUACUCAUACGUGUAUCCGUUGUGUUUUGUCUAAUAGUGAGAAUGCCCCAGAGGAUGAGGAUGACUUGUACGCAGCUGUUUACCAGCUAGAGGAAGAUGACGCAGGUGGAGAGAUCUAUGAAGACCUCAUGAGGACAGAGCAGCAACCCCCACUGGUACAGCACUGCGCAUCUCACCCACAUGUGCGCGCAAACAGACAUACAUAAACAUCUUCUCAUGAUUUGGCGGACUACUUUGAAAAGUUAGCGAAACUUAUUUUUGCUAAAAAUGAUAAUAUGCAGUGUGAGUCCCACAGGGUUUUGUUUUAGGCCCACUGCAAUUUACAUUAUGUCACUGCUAAACGGAGAAACAUACUCAAGAAAUGCUAAUAUUAUUUUACAGCUUAUUAGUCUACCUUUAAAUAUAAUACCUAACAACUGUUUUGAAUGUGCAGCUCAAAAAUCUAAUAUUUUUAGGUGUUGUUGGGCACUGUUUCCGUCCUGUUUUGAUAUGAAGGACAAACUAUGGACAAAUGGAACAACAAUAACUGAAAUAUCUUUAAACCCUGGACCUACCUUCUUGAAAUGUAUACACUGUUAUUAUGAUUCGUCUCUCCCUAUGUAACAAUAUAUAUUUGUAUGUAUAUUUUUCCAUCUGUGCCUUUUCGUUCCUGUUCUUUUCUAGUUCUUUUCCUUUAUUUCACUCUUUACAAGUAUUUUGAAAAACUGAAUAUAUUCAUAAAAAUAAAGUUUAAAAAAAAAAUCUGAUAUUUUACAUUUUUUUGCAGUAAGAUCUGUUUCUCAUUGAGGCGUUACAAGCAUUACAGACAAGAGUAAUCUUAGUCCAAAUGAUAUUUAUUCCCUAAAUUGACUAUUAUUGUUGUGCCGUUUAAAAGAAGACAUCGCAGAAAAAAAGAAAAAAUAACAGUUUGAUUGAACCCUAGACUUUAAUUUUAUUAAAUGUGGAUGUUGCUAGUGGAAAUUUUAAUCUGGGUUUUAGUCCAUGUUGAUGCAAAGAGAAAAGGAAAUUCUCAACCAACACACAAACGCACUUUUUAACACUCAAGGUGUUAAAAAAAAACAACAGACUAUAUGAAUAUAAAAGCAAAUAUUACAAUUUUUAAAUAUAUGUGAACAUUUUUGUGUGUCUGUCUAGAAGCAGGCAGAGGUUGACGUCCGGAGCUGCUGCCUUACAGAGAUCAAACAGACGGAGGAGAGGUACACAGAAACCCUGGAGUCCAUAGAAAAGGUACUAUAUAUCAUUUUACAUAUUUUUUUUUCUAUCUCCAGUUUUUUUAUAUUUACCUUGAAGUCACUAAAUUAGACCAGUUAUUUAACUUUUAUAUGUUCCAAGUUCAGGAAUCAGCAAACUUAUGAGCCUUUUUAGCCAGCCUAGUUCUGACCUUUGGCACAGAGGAAGUCUUGGGACAGAAGUUUGUAAGUUCCUGUACUCAUUUGUCUGAUGUAGAUUAGGAAGUACAAAGGAAGUAAACCUGAAAUAGACUUGUAAAUAAGAACACACCGGUGUUUUUGUCACUGCGCUGGCAAAGAUGACUAACCUACACAUUCAUACAGCAAAUAGGGAUGAGUAAGAUACCCAAAGCGCUUAACAACACACUACAAUAAACAUAACUAGAUACCAAAAGCCUGGAUAAACAAGUGUCGCUUCAGAGCAGACUUGAAAGAGUCAAGAGUCUGUGCUUGGCGAAUCUCAGAGGGGAGAGAGUUCCAGAGAGGAGUUGCGGCCACACUGAAGGCUCUGUCACCGAGGGAUCGCCCUUUCCCAUGACGGACAGUGAGGAGCCCAAGACAGAUAGUGUGGGGCUAGGGCAUGGAGAGCUUUGUAGGUGAGCAGGAGGAGUUUGUAGAUGAUACGAUAUUUGACAGGAAGCCACAGCAUGUCAGCCUUCAGAGGGGGUAUGAAUAUUCAAGACAUGACUUUUGUUCAGCACAGUCAGAGGAGUGUAAUCUUUGGAGUUUGAUUCUAAAAUAAAAACUGGGCCUCGCUGUAAAUCCUUUUACCAGCUUCUGAAUAUGACACAUGUGCAAGGGUGGCCUGUAAAAACCCAGUCUGUGUACCCUGACUCUGAGACAUUAAGGUUGAAGGCAGAUUCAGCCGCUUAAAUCUGUAUUUGAAACCAGCAUGAUUUUUGUUUUCUGCGUUUAAACAAUUUUUGAGUCACAAAAAUGUGCUGAAUUUUUUGUGGGAGAUCUUGGUGUGGAGUGAAAGCUGUGUAUCAUCAGCGUAGAACUGAAAAUUUGCACUGGAGACAUUUUGGUCGGUGUUUUUGAUAAAAAGAAUAAAAGCGGGGGUCCCAGCACUGACCCCUGAGGAACUCCUUUGAAAACUGCAAGAGAGUUCAAGUUGAAGCCGUCUUUCUGCACACACCGUGGUCAUCUGACAGUCCUGCUUAUAACAGUCUGUGUUGGAGUAGUCCAGUGUAUGGUUAACAGAAGAGGUUGAUCAAUUCAUCGUCUGGUUGAGUUGAUUUUGAAAUAGAUGGCAUCUGUCUGCAAACACUGCCAAUGUUGUGGCUGCUUUCAAGCCAUGUUAACAUUUCAGCCCAUUUUAAACACCAAGACAGUGCAGAGCAAUGAUCCAAAUACAGACAAUCAGAACCUCAGCGGCCCUCUUGGCUCAAUUACACUAAACUUAAGCCAAGGUCUGCAGUGAGCUGGAGACUCAGGAUCUUUGUUUUUGAGCCUGAGCAAGAGUCAGAAAACCCCACACAGCUCAUGAGGCAGAACAAGGCUUUGGCUGAAGAGGUGGAGCAGCUACAGGAAGAGCUCAAGAAGACCAGCGAGCAACACAAGGAGGCUAAUCUGCAGAGGGACAUCGAGAUCCGAGACAUGGAGCUGCAGCUUUUUAGAAAAGAAGGUCACUGAAUCAGAUGCUCUGAGAAAAGUCCAGACGGUUGAAGAUGAUCUUUGGAAGCAGAAGCGGGGUUGUCUUUAAACUGAAGAGAGGAGAACGCUGGAUUUUUAAGAAUGAGCUGUCCCACAAAAAUAAGAAGCUGGAGGAUGAGCGGCUGCAGAGAGAGGUGGAGAGAGAGCCAGCCUCCUUCAGUCUCUGGAUGUUUACAAAAAGGCCAUGGAGGAGAAGCACAGACAGGCGUGGAGGAGAAGAUGCAAGAGAUGGAGAGGAGACCCAAAGAAAAACGUCCAUGUGGCAAAGAUUUAUCUGGUUGUUUUAAUAAACUGGAUAAAGAUUUCCUUUUUCCCUUCCCACAGCCCUGAACUAUGUUCUCCCCUCUCAAAAUCCCUAACUCCCUCUACCCUUUUCUCCAAGUCCCCCAUUUCUAUUGCUCUCCUACCCAUCCUUGAAGAUGGGAUCUCUCUUUGAAUUGCCUCUUUCAAAGUUUCUUCCUGAUUAAGGGAGUUGCUCCUUGUCUUCAUAGAGAGCUCGGGCAGGAUAUUUUAUGUCUCAAAGGUCCUGUUAAGCCUUUUGAGACACUGUGUGUUGCGUAGGGGCAAGAACCCAAUUUCAUUUCCCUCAUCCUACCCCAAAGCAGAACAUCAAUCUUAAAAAAAAAGAGAAUGAUAAAAAGAUCAUCAUCCUCGUUGCCAAUAAAAUCAUUUAACAUAAAAAAAUAGAGCAGCUUUUUAUAGUUAUCCUAAAACCAGGCUGAUGUAAGCUCAUAUAAGAAGAAUAAGAAUUCAAACUCUUUUCAAACUUUUGCGGAACUAAAAACUGAAGGAACUAGGGUCUGAAUCACUUCUCGGUAAAGAAAAGUACCCCCUGAAAAGCCCCUUCUGCUUUUCCAGGAACUUGGUAACUGGUCCAGGGACUUUGGGAGGCAUGGCCUGAUGAUUACACGUGCCUUAAAAAAACCCCAAAAAAGGUUUUUUUAUUUACGUAAAAUACUGGAUAGCACAGUCAACCUAGUCAAGAUAACAGUAAAUGAAAAUGUCGAACACUAAAGGGACAUUUCAAGGAAAAUUCAUAGAUGUACAUUUCAUGAUUUUCCAGUGGGGUAUUGCCAUUUACCUCUGAUCUGUCAUCUAAUGUGAUAUUUGUUGUUGGUUUCAGUAUGAGUGCACCCAUCUGUGGUUGUUUUUAAUUAUAAUAUGAAUUGUUCUUAGCUGAAUAUUAUUUUACUGCAAGAACCAUAAAGUUUUCAUCUGUUUGUGUGUUUUAUUUUCCCUCCAGUAUUUCCUGAAUCCGCUGAAGAAAUUUUUCUCUGCGGCUGAAAUCGACAAAGUUUUUGUCAACAUCCCUGUAAGUUUCCUUUCUCUCGCAUGCCACGAAUCUGAAAAGUUAACUUUCAGAUACUGAUGUCUUCUUUCUUUCUUUGGCAGGACCUGGUUAAAGUUCACAAGAGCCUGAUGGUUGACCUGCAGGACUCCAUCCUGAACAAAAAUGCCUUAAAUCUCUACCAAAUUUUCAUCAACUACAAAGACAAGUAUUUAUACUCACCAACAACAUCAUUUACUUUUUAGCCAUUUGAAUCACAUCUUACAUAUUGAAUUUAAACUUAAAGACACAAUGACUGACACCCUCUUUUGAAAUACAGUCUGCUCUGUGUAGAGGAGUGACGUCCUUAUCAGUCAAAUCUUGUGGUGGCGAUGACAGUCAUGCAACUGAUUCUACAUCAAGAAAUCACAAUCUUAAUCAUGAGCCACAUGACUGCAAUAUGUCAUGAGUGACACUUAUCAGCUUGGCCUCAUCAGUGUUUCACCAUAUUUCACUCUGCAUGUGAACAAAUACACACCAACACUCUUUUUUUUUUUUUUUAUUGAACUCUCUUUCCUCUGAAUCGCAGGCUGCUCAUUUAUGGGAUAUACUGCAGCCGGGUGGAGAUUGCCAUCGCUGUUUUAGACCUUAUUUGCAAAGAGAAAGAGGAUGUUCGUCUCAAGCUGGAGGUGAGGGGAUCUAUAGAUGUAGCAGCCUCUGGUGGGCAUUUUGUGUAUUACAUAUAUGUUGUUUUACUGUAGCUUAUUCUUGCCAAUUUUAUUCAAUAAGAAACAGCAAAAUAAUGGGAAAUGUCAGAUUUAAAACAGUUGUGCAUGAUUUGGAAACAAGAACAACUUUGUGCCAUUAAAAACAGACACUUUAAAAGCUGCAUUUCAGCCAUAUUUGUAAUUAUGCAUUGCAGGUUUUGCAGUUUUAAAUGCAGUAUGACUAUUUUUGAAUGUUUUAGGAGUGCUCAAAGAGAGCCAACAACGGGAAGUUUACACUGAGAGACCUGCUGGUUGUUCCCAUGCAGAGGGUGCUCAAGUACCAUCUGCUCCUCCAGGUAAGGGAAGGAAAGCUCUUAAAAAUCCCCCUUUUUUUUAUUGUUACUGUGUUUUAUCAUGUAAACAAACCCUCUGUGUCACAUAAAACACGAAUACAAAAUAUCAUUCAGUCUUUCAAAUGAUUGUCAAAGAUAUCACUCUGAUGCAAGUUUAAGUCCUCAAAGUGUUUUAUCAAUGGUAUCGAUUCAUCCUCUGUGAUGUUUUUCUGUCUGUAUAAAAGUGGCCACUUGAGGGCAGCAUUUUCCACAUAUUGGCUUUAUGUUUGCCUCCCCUCUCAGUGUCAAAACAGAUUCACACCAGGCACAAAACAUCUGCUUCAACAACCCAUUUACAUCUCACAUCCCAGUCAUCAUAUCAUAUCCAGCCCAAACAAAUUGUGAUGAACGAGUGAUGCAACAAAAAGUUUGAUCUGUCCUGUUCGGUUUCAUCCCAGAGAGUUUCGUACAUUUUUAAAAAAAAAGAGACUUGUCAAAGGGAAAAUAUUUAUUCCUGGAGUGUCCUUCGCCUUUUGUUGCAAAAAUAGAAUUUCAUUCAGACAAAAAAAUGUGACAGUAACUUCAUUUCGCACACGGCUGCAGCUCUCAUGUUGUGCGGCGCCGCUGCCCUAUUGCCACACAUGCGGUCUUACACAAUGCCUCCACUUUCACCGCUUACUUCUAGCCAUGUGACACCUUUUUCCUCGAGUUAGUAUGAAUGAGAGGUCAGACUGUAGCUGGCAGUGCAGGCGAGCACAAUGACUGGACAGCUGUUUUAAAUGGCUGUGGAGGGUAAAGGCCUCCAUGGUAAAUGGCAGUGAUUGGGGGUGUUCUCAGACGCCCUCUUAGCAGACACUUAACGGAGGUAAAAAAAAAAAAGGGAUGAGAGAGCAGAAAUAAAGUGCUCAGCAGGCGAGCGAUGCUACAGAUAAAUAGUUUUUGUUUUACCAAUUAAGAAAUGACAUAACUGAGGUAAUGAAGGGUUAAUUGGCCUCUAAGGAUUCCAUCUUAAUGUAGAUAAGAUGUAAAAUGCACAUAUUUAAAUAAGACAACACAUGUUACACUCUAAAUACAGUCCUGACAGCUUGUAAUUAACAAGCAGCAUCUGGUUUGAAUCGAGGAAAAAUCCUGAGGUGCCAAAAAAGCAAGCAUGACGCUGCAGUAUACGAACCAGAUAAUAUAGAAAAACUGGUGCCAAACUCAGGAAAACAACCUACUUAUUAACUAACCAAUGUAUAAUAUGUGUAAUUAUAUUUGCAGUGGAAGUGACUCAGUCUGGACAAGAAUAAGAGCUAUUUGUCUCAUGUGUUUCCUAAUGCCUGACUAGUCCGUUGACGUCAGUGAAGCCAGAGUCUACAGCAGGAGAUCUAAUUGUGCUUUUUUGCAGGAUAUUACCAGUGAAUGUAGAGGAAUGACUUUUUUGGCAGGGAGUGUGAAUAUUACAGAAUAGAAAAAAAAGUAGGUCACUUAGGAACAAAAACAAACAAACAAACACAAUCUUUAUCUAAAACCCUUUGCCGUCCACAACCUCAACCACAACCUAUCAGCUAUCUCUAAGCUGCAGCAGUAUAAGAGCUGUAAAACUGAUGUGGAGAUGAUGAGAGAACUUUCUAGAUCUUUUUUGUUUGAGUAAAACUAGCAGUAAGACCCAGAAUAAAACCCAAUUAACAAACAAGGCUUUAAAGCUACUAUAAGAAAUUUUGAGCUGGUUAUAAAAUCGACUGAUAUUGAUAUUAUUGCGUAUGUAUGACCUUCAAUAGCAAAUGAGAUCAUCAGCAAGAGGAUUGAUUGUUUCUUUACAGUUAUUUUUGAUGCCUAAUUCACUGAUGUAGGGUAGGAGCUUUAAGUCAUUGUAUGUUAGAUGAGUAUGUUUCUUUCAUUAGGAAAGUAGAACAAAGCAGGAAAUACUGUUUUUUCAUGUCUCACAUCACACUCAUUAUCACUAAAUUUCUCAUCUGCACAAGAGGGAAUCAGUUGGGUUUAGUACAAUAACUUUUAAUUAGUACUUUAGUACAGUGGUUCUCAACUGGUCUCACUCUGGGACCCAUAUUUUCCCAUGGUCCUUAGGUAGAGACCCACUUUUAUAGAAUUCAAACCAAGCAGGUGUAUUUUUUAUUUAAAAAAAAAAAAAAAUGUUUUAUUGAGUAAAGUGCAUUUCAGAGCACAUGAAGGGGACAACAUGAGGACGACAACUACUGAAGUUGCAAAUACCAAAUACCAAAAAAUAUCAAAUAUCUAAUAAAUAUCGCAUUCAGUAUUUACUCUUUUGACCAGCUGUUUGUGACCCAUCCAGAACGUGUCCGCAACCCACUUUUGGGUCAGGACCCACCAGUUGAGAACCACUGCUUUAGCACAUUGCUUAAAUCUACUGUGUUACAACAUAUCACGACUUUUGCAACUUUUUUCCAAAUGCCGAUCAGAUGUCCAAGUCUUUUUGAGAAAACUGCAAGAUGACACUGAAAAACACUCCUCACCAGUCGAGCUAAAUCUGUUCACCUUGAGUGUCGUUUUUUUGUAUGAGCUGAGCGCAUCAUUCAUUAUCCAUCAUCUUCCAACAGGAGCUUGUCAAACACACUCAUGAUGCUGCUGACAAAACCAACUUGAAGAUUGCUCUUGAUGCAAUGAAGGUUAGUGAAAUGAGAAUUGUUGCGUCGUUAGCUCUAAUAAUCUUUACCUCUGCUGUGAAGUUAUACUACAUAAAAAAAUGAAGUCAUUGACCAUCCAUGUUUUUCGUUUACCAGUGUUAACACAUUGAUAAAAUUUUACAUUAACACCACACAUACUCAGUGCUUUUUAUCUCAUAAGGGAGCCAGACACCUUUCCUGAGGUCUUGGCAGAAAAUACAGGAAAUCCAUGACAGCAGACAUCUUGAGAAAUAAGAAGCAGGUUGUUGGCUUAGCUGUGCAUAAAAGUUGCAAACAGGGGAACGGGUAUCUUGGUUCUUCACAGAGAAAACCAAAUAUCAGUUCAUUUUAAGUUCUCCAAAUAGGUUUAAUCACUUCUUAAGAAAUUGGUACAACAAAUGGGGUGAAAGUAGAAAAUUGCAGGCGGGUCUUUUGCUUAACUAUUCAAUGUUUACCCUGUUUCCAGUCUUCAUGCUAAGCUAGACUAGACAGACUAACCAGCUCCUUCUCUGAUCAUCACAUUAAACACAAGAUCAAUAUUUCUUGUAACUUUUAUUCAGGAUAAAAAAAUGUAUUUUAAGAGUAGUUCAGGGGGGUACAAACAAAAAAGAGCAGCACAAAACAAACGGAGGUGAAGUUUGCUCCUCUUGCUUUUACAAAUACAUGAGCCUGACUUUUUGACUCAUUUCACUGCCUCCACACUGAACCCUCUUAACGAAAUACGUGUGCAUUUGUGUGUCUGUGUAACCCAGGACCUGGCUCAGUACGUCAAUGAGGUGAAGAGAGAUAAUGAGACUCUGAGGGAGAUCGACCAGUACCAGAGGUCUAUUGAAAACCUGGUAAACCACAAACUCUUUUUUAUGAAGCUGUCAGCAGGGGUUAGUAUAAACUUUGAAAGAGUGCAACAACAGAGCAACUGGACUUUUUAAAAUUAUUUUGGAGAUGGUCAGAUUUACAAUCACAGAUUCACCGGGUAAGGUCAGCGGUCCUACAGCUUUUGAACAAUGCAGGGAUAUCAGCGAAUGACACCCAGUGCAGGUUAAAUAUAAGAAAUGCAUAAUUUUAAAGCUACUGUGGGAACUUUUUGACCUUAAUGAAACAGACUGAAACUCAUAUUGAGGCCUCUUUAUUAUUUCCCAAAACAAACAUCAUCAUCACCUACAAGAUUUAGGAUUUUAACAUCCUAAUAUUCAUACCUGAAACCUGUGGAAGGAGGGAAGUUGUUUUUUUACAGUUUCUAUAUAACAAUUUCUCUAUAAAUGAGACUGUCGAAAGUCAGAAGGAAGGGAUUUUUAUUUUGAAAGUUACAACAUAAUCAUGUAUAGGACAAAAUAGGCAUAGACUGCUUUGUCCACAAGGGGGCAUCAAAAUUUGCACACAGCAAAAGUUCCUCACUGGAGCUUUAAAUUGUUAAUGCAGAUUAAUCUUCCAUAUUUUGGUGAUUACUUCUUUAAACUUGCCUGCUUUAUGCUGGAUUAAUGUUAUUUUAUUAAUUUCUUUAAUUUUAUAUUUUCCUACUAGAUGAAUCCCUUUUUUAAACAGUUUUAUAAAUAUUCAAAGACAAAGAUGAGCUAAAAUAACUCAUAUUAGUUACCUUUUCAUUUCCCUAAAUCUCCUAUUAGGAGUUUUCACAUGGCCAUGAAACAGGCUGAAAUCAAUAAAGAUGUCUAAACAUGACAUAAUAAUCCAAAAUCAACAAUUUGACUGUAUUUUACUUGUCAUUUCUUGUGUCCUAAGCUGUUGCCAGGUGUAGGUGUGAUGUAGAGUGAUAAAUGGGAUGCUGAUACAGACAAUUUUAGCAAAUAUUAAAGUUGAAUGAUAUUUUUGACUGUUAAAAAAGAGAGGGAAAGACUUUUUUUUUGUUAAAAUCUACUUGCAUAUGUACAGGACAAAUGAAGCAAAGAAAUAAGAGGUACUACUUUGACUACAGAGGGCGCCAAAAUUGUGAAAAAUUUAUAGUCUUACGCAGGAGCUUUGAAUAUCUCCCGCCUCUAAAGCAGGAACUAUCUUAGAAGACAGAAAAACAAGAUCAGAUAAAGUGACAUACUGAGAAAUAAGUGACCAAGGAUGGAUAGUAGGCAAAACUAUCAUAUGGCAGACAGUAAUAAAGACCUCAUUGAUUGAGCGUGAUUGAAACCGUCAUUGGUGAUAACAGGAGUCGACUACUACUGCUCAAAAAGAUGAGCGUUGCUUGGGUUGUGUCGACGUGACUCAUUAAUGUUGUAAUAGGUUACCUUUUGAAGUGCUCUUCAUGUUUAGAUCAAACAUGUUACUUUCAUUUUUAUACAGCUCUUUCUUUCUCUUUCAGAAUCAGCCUCUUAUCAGCUUCGGUCGACCUAAAGGAGACGGAGAAGUACGCAUGGUCUCCAGUGUUGACAAGAGAAAACAAGACAGGUUGUUCUUUUUUCAACUGUCAUGUCUGGGGAAAGAAAUUACGAUUGCAGACAGGGGGAAAAAACAGGCAAUUAAAUGUCUGGAGUGGAUUGCUCUCCUGAAACACAGCCAUGCAAGAUAGUUACAGACCCAUAAAUUUUUACUGAGUGUGCUCCUUGGACCCUUAUACAACCUACGCAGCUGUCAAAUAGAGGAGCGUAAACAUCUCUUUUUCUAUUAAACGCAUUAAAGACCAUGUGUUUACAGCAUGAAAGCAAAAACAAGCACAUAACAAAUCACAGCUUUUAACUAACUGCUGUUUAAGACUCGAGAAACUCGCUGAGGUAUUUGAAUAUUUUGAAAAACCUCAACAAACUGGUUCUGAAUGCUGAAAAUGCUGCUCCGUGUGAAAAUAUGAGAGCAUAACACUCGGUCCCUUCUUUUUGCAGACAUAUCUUUUUAUUUGAUGUGGCCGUGAUUGUCUGCAAGAGACGAGGAUACAACUAUGAGAUGAACGACAUCCUCGACCUCAACUACUUCAAGAUCACAAACAACCCCACGUCAGACAGAGAGGGCAAGAAGGUCAGACAGCUAAAUGGAUUCCUGUGAAUUCAAAUAAACAAACGCUGCAUUUCUUUAUUAGAAUUUGUGCACUUUGCAUCCCAGAAAAUAUCUCUACCCCCACAUGUGUAAUAAGCCUCUUAAUGUUUAAGGUUUGCUGUUGCUUUUCCUCGUCUGUCCUGCUUGCUGUUUUUAUUGCUUUCGUAAAUGUCAGCUGCCUUAAUAAGAGUAAUCCGCGAUGAUAUCCUCAGUGGUGUUUCUCCUUUUUAAGAAUCCCUCACAUAGAAGCGUCAGAGGCUUCCCCCUUUUGUCACCCAGCACAGUUUCUACAUGUUAUUUUUCGCCUUGUGGGAACAUUUGCAGCCUCGCUGUAGUGGAGGGGACUUGUUGAUGUCUUGUUGAUGUAUGCUCACAGAUGGUGUCUUCUCACUCCGGUGCUGAUUGCUAAUGUAAAACUGACAGCUUGCCAGAGUGAAAUGGUUUGGUGGAUUUUUUCUCUCAUCAAAGGGACUCCAUUAUCAACCUCAUUUACUCCACUGUGGAUCGGUGAUGCACGCGUGAGAGUGUGAUUGGUAAUGAACGAGUGCAGUUUUGAAGUGCUUUAUUUUGGGAGGGGUGUGGAGUUGUCGCCCAACAUGUCCAAAUUAGCAAUCUCGCAGUGAGCAUUAAGCGACACAAUUAUGUGAUUUAUUCAUAAGAAAACCCCCGCACAGAAAAGAAAAGACGAGCCUUCUCAGAGACCCUACCUCCACCCCACGCUCAAACGCACACCUUUGGACAGAGAUGCUAAUACCAGGUGAUGAAUGUGUGCAGUCCUCCAAGGCUGCUUAAAGCCAUAUAUCAUUUUCUGCUAAAUGAAACUUCAGAGUGUGAAUGUGGUGCCACUGAGCACCCACACAGUCAUCAAUGAUUUAACACUCAGCAGAGCUCUAAAACACUCAGGACUUCGCAGGGCUGGCCAAUCACUGGCGGGUAAGCCCUGCCAGAUUCCCUGUUUUUAGAUCUGACACGAGAGGCCGGGGCAGAUUAGGGAGGGAAAAGCAGAGAGGUUCGGGAAUUGGCUCAAAAUUGUUUGCAAAUAUGCGGGUUUGACCUGUGAGGGCUGCACUGGUUUAAGACUUCAGGCAGCUGCUUUUGAAAGCGAGCGGGCAAUCAUUAUAUUUACACCCAUGGUAUUAAAAUACCAUCUGGAGGGGUUUGGAGUCUAGAAAAUUUCAUGGUUUUUGUAGAUUGCAGAUGUAUUUGGGAAAACAAAGAUCAAACACCAUCUUUGGUUUCUCUUAGGAAGAUUAGCAGACUCCGACUCUGUGUGUUUACAGUCCUCUUUGGGUGCUGAUGCUUCCUUCAUUUCAGAAGAAGAAAACAUGAAAAUGCUCAGUUUGGGGAUCUCAUGUUUUCCUAGUUGUUGUUCACCAAUUUAUUAAUCUUUAUUUAUGUAGUGCCAAUCUCAAGACACUUUUCAAAAGAGCCGGUCUAGACAAUACUCUUCAUUAAAUACAAAUUACAAAGACACGACAGGACUAUGAGGAGGGAGAUGCAGAAAGAGAGAGAAAGAUAAAGACAGACAUCAACAGAUGGACGGUUACAGUGCUAGAUAUAAUGUAACAAUAAUGUGCAUGUUAACAUACAUCUCAGUUUGAUUUAGCAAAUUAAAGUCAACAGAUCUAUAGUGGUAUUAUGGCAGCAAAAGCAUUUGUAGUUAUGAAGUGGAGGUAGAUAAUAGGGAUUCAAAUCAGAACAAUUGGAGCAGACAGAGACAAAAGGACUACAGUUAACAUUAGCUUUGUAUUAUUGAUAGAAAUAGAGAGACUGAUGUGAAAAACAACAACAUUAGCUUCAUAACAGUGGUAAAAAUGUACAUUAGUUCUAGUUGAAGCAGCUGGAAAGCACCCACUGAGCUAGUGGCUGGUAGGUGUCUAGUUUUUUUUUUAAGACCUAACUUCAACCGUCUAGAUUCUGUAUAUUUUUAGAUGGAAUUUAGACAUUGCCCUUUAACACAUUAUUUGCUAACUAUUUAUUUCAAGAAGAAACUGUGAGUUGCAUAACUGAUCUUUGAGUACUGAACCAAAAUAAUUAUGAUAGCCGUUGAGCAAUAUACAGUUGGCCAGCUGGUCUAAACUUGUUCUAAAUUUAGAAGUUAAAAAACUUUAAUUUUUAGACUUGUGGUAGCCUGAUUUCAGACCAGUCAUCUAGGCUACAUUUAGAUAUCUAUUAGACCUCUUUUAGAUCAAAAGAUGCUCAGUGGGUAGGCCUGUAGCAGCAGGAACCGCGCUAGAAAAAUUAAGUAAAAAAGUGCAGUUUCUACAAUAUGAUUCAAUAUCAACUGGUGUACUUUGUUAGCUUACUGGCUAGCUAGCUAGCUAGCUACCUUACAGUGUUAAACCAUGUCACUGGGCAAGUUUCUUACUGGCCAUACACUCAAACAUUUGGAGACAAUAUAUGAUGCUAACUUAGCCUAGCUUAGCUUAGAGACUGGGGCAACCAAUAAUAAUAGUAUCUUUAUUUGCGUAGCGUUUUAGAAACAGGGGUUCAUACAUAAGCACAGAUCACAGAGAUCCAACGGAAAAGAGCCCAACAACAAUUUAACUAAAGAAGAAGCAAACACCAGAUAAUCCCAAACAGAAUGAUGAACCGAAACAUCAUAUGAAACCAAAGUGACCCUUAAGAGUCUGUCAAAGCUCAUAAGAACCCAGGAAACACAAGAACCUUACACCACAAAGUGAGACCUCCAGAACAAAGGCGAGGCUAGCUUGGCUUUGUUUAAGAGAAACACAAUCUGCUCUACAGUUUCACCAAUAAACAACUCCUAUUGAUUUAUGUUUUAUCCAUUCAAAGAAACAAAAUGAUGGAACAUCUUGUACACAUGCUGUCACUUCUGGGAGAUUUGUUGCUAUGGUGAGGUUGCUAGGCAAACUGCUAAGCUAAGCUAUUGUUUUCAGCUUCAUAUUUAGUGUACAGAUGACAGACUUCUUCCCGCUUGUUUGUGUAUCUGUUGGAGAGAAUGACCAAGAAAAUAUGAUCCAGUGACCAUCUGAUGUAUUAAACCUUUAUUUCGACUUCAUUAUUUAACUUUUGAAAAUCCGGUGUCGUACCGUUAAAAGGUCUUACUCGCCGUGCUUCGAAUCAGUUCUCUUUUAUCACACUGUCAUGUUUACCAUUAAGCCUGCACGACCUUCAGAGGGUAUUACAUGACACAAAUAGAAAGAAAAACACACAAUUGUGCUGUCCAUUGAGCGGAUAUCAACACGGGUAAUAGCCCUCCUCUAUAUGCAGAGGUAUCCACCACUGAGAGUACAUGUGAGAUAAUCAAAACGCUAUUAUUCGAUGUGUUUUCGCUCUGUUAUUAUAGGCUACAGGACCAUAACAUUGACGGCGUAAUGCAUCCAGUUGUUUUUGUCAUCUUUUUGACCUUCACAGUGGUGCUACGGGUUCUACGUGACACACCAGCAGGGGCACACGGGCUUCGAGCUCUUCUUCAAAACCAGAGAGCUGAAGAAGAAGUGGCUGGAUCAGUUCGAAAUGGCCAUGUGAGUACAGACACAGAUGAACGCCGUGCUCUUCGUGAUCGAUGCUGAAGACCCGCGUGCGUGUGCGUGUGUGUCAUUGAACAAAACAAACUGUAUACUUGAAUUAGCACGCGCGUGUUUGUGUGUCUCCAUCAGUGUGUGGUGUUUAUUUGCCCAUUGUUUGCAUGCAUGUUAUUCCAAGGCCGAGUGAGGUGUUGACUCUUUCAUGAGCCCUGUUUGAUCAGGCCUUUGCUGUAAUCAGGCGCAUGCUGCUGACAACGGUAUGAUAACGCACACACGCACACUCUCAUACAAACAGAAAUACACACCCACACAAACAUUAACUGUGCCAAAGAGCUGCAGAACUACAAAGAAGCCUCUCUGCCUGUUUUUCUUCAAAUCAGUGCUUUAUGGAGGUAUAUCUUUUGUAUUAUUUUGUAACAGUGGGAGGUUUCCUCAGCCAGGUAUCCCGUCUGCAUCCUUUGUUAUGCUGAUUUGAGGGAGUACAGUGUUGUUUUGACAUUACUCUCUGAUUGACUGAGCAAAUGCUUUUUUUGUCUUUGUGUAUGAAACACCCCUGAUUCGCAUGCAGACUACCUGAUAUGGUCCUCCUGAAUACAUCAUCUUCUCCUCUCUUUCUUCUGCUGGAUCACAAAGCAGCAAAACAACACACACAAUCUUGACAUGUAGAUUAAACAAUUCGCCAUUGAGUCGUUCCUCUAUUCCUAAAGUAUGAGUUAAUAAACCUCCAUGACAGCCGGGCCCUUGACGCCCAUUCAGAACCUCAUGUGUAAUUUCCAAAAUUCAAAGAAGAAACAGCCAUUCCUCACACCCUUCUUGAAAGUGUUUUUCUUCCUCCACACAGGUAAAAGGUUUAUGUCUGAAAACAGCUCUGUGUGCCUCUGUGCAUUGGGUAAUGACACCAGAAGGGGCCCAUUCAGAAUGUGAAAAUUGCACCUGUAAAGAGGAUGUGGGCUCCUGAUGAAGGACUCACUUAUGGGAGCACUCAGUCUAAGAGGCUUGCGGAUGGUGUGUUCAAUACAAAAAGGCGUUUUCCUGUCACGCUUUGUUUGUUCACGUUUUUGGAAAGGCUGCUGAUUUUGCUGCUAUGCAUGUUUUUCCCCUCUUAUUUUUGAUCACACGCAGCUCCGAUUGGAUUUGUCAGGGCAGAUUCAAGUCCUCUUCAUUUUUUUUUAAUGUUUUACGAGAGCGCACUUGAGAAAAUUUCCCUUCAUUUCAGUCAGGUAAACAAAUUAAAAGCAGGUUGUUUUGGCUGCGACAAAGUUGUUUUCCUCUGUUGAUAAAGGAAUUAAAAAAUGUUUCAGAGGUUGACUUGAACCCUCUGCAGAGGUAAUCACAAACAACAGUAUCAGAUCAGUUGCUGUGUGAUUGUCAGAGGUGGGCGCAGUGAGUUAAAGUUUAACCCCAUUGAACUAAUGCAUGCCCGUCUCUGCAAAUUUGUACUCCUCUGUGGAUGAACCCUGCAACUCUGGCAGUUCCCUGAGUUUAACUGUUGCGCUGCCAACAGGUACAAAAGCUUCUCUUUCCCUCUUAUCAUAAAAGAUAUCUUAAAGGGAUAUUCCGGCGUAAAAUUAAGUUAGGGUCAAACACACUGUAACACCAAGUUAGACACCCUGUCGAGAGAUGAAUGUUCCCGACCGCUUGCUUCUCUAGUUAUACCAACUUAAGUAACGACCGCACAAUAGCAAUACAGAGAGCUGCGCGCUCAACCAACACGCCACUCUAUAGCCACAAAUAAUGCUCAGAACAGCACCUAACUUCAUCAACAGUACAUAUAGGGUCCCAGCCAUAGUACUAGCCACCAAACAUCUUUUUAACUUUGCCUGAUUUCUUUAGCAAAGAGACAAAACACAGCUCACCUACUCUCUUCCAGCAGCCGCUUGUUUGUAGCGAGACCUCAUGUGCUAGUCCAUUAUGGACUACAGUGGGGUGACGCAGCCUAAGGUAGAACAUUUAUGAUCAUUUCUUCAUGGAAAUUCAAUCAGACCGAGACGCUAAGGCAGAAGAACUACCGCGUCUGCAGUGCAAAAUUAUUAAUAUGAUGAUUAUUACUUCAUGGAAAUAAUAAAGUGAUGAUCAUAAAUGUUCUUCCUUGAGCUGCGUCACCCCGUCUCAGUCGGUAAAGGACUUUCCUGAGGUCUCUGUACAAACAAGCGGCUGCUGGAAGAGAGUGGGUGAGUUGUGUUUAGUCUCUUUUGCUAAAGAAAUUAAUGGCUGGGACCCUAUAUGUACUGUUGAUGAAGUUAGGUGCUGUUCUGAGCAUUAUUUGUGGUUAUAGAGUGGCCUUUUGGUUGAAUGCGUGGCUCUGUGUAUUGCUAUCGUGCGGUCAUUACAAAAGUUGGUAAAACUACAAAAGCAAGCGGUCGGCAACAUUCAUCUAUCGACUGGGUGUCUAACUUGGCGUUACAGUGUGUUUGACCCUAACUUAAUUUUACACUGGAAUAUUCCUUGAACAUGUACCUACUGAAAAAGCAAAAACCUCGUAAAGACAUUUAUGGUUGCAAGAAGAUAAAUCUUUGCAGCUUGCAUGGUUGCUGCAGUGUCCUCUGAAGUUCUUGUUUGGAAGUUUCUUAAAUAGUUUGCAGAUAAACUUCUUUACACAACUUCAAGAGUCCCCCAGUUUGAUGCCAGUCAUGAUUUGGUCUCAAAACUUGGUCGGUUGAGUGUUUGACGGCAAUCAUAAGUCUGCUAACAAGCUGAUACUAACAUAGCAGCAACUUCUGGUCUUGAGAAAUGAAGCAGACAUAGGAGUGAUAAAAACUGCAGUUCCCUGACAUGAGAUACUCCUAUAUAUAUAUUUUCCAAGUUGCACAAACAUGAUUGAUCCGUCUUGUGAUGUUUUUGUUCCUCAGAUCAAAUAUCCGACCAGAGAAAGCCAACCACAACUCCCACCAGUUCAAGAUGCACACCUUUGAGAGGAUCACUUCCUGUAGCUUCUGUCACCUCCUCCUCAGGUAAAAUUCAGGCGCCAUGAGCCGACUCUUUCAUUUUGAGCCGCUAUGUAGAUCUAAGAGGACCCCAUGGAGUGAAAGGGUUCUUAAGUGGGGGUCCGUCUCAUGCCUCAGACAAAAUGAACAUAAACUGUCUCUUCUCACAUUUUUCUUAGAAGGAAUAUCAUUAUAUGAAACCAUGAUUGUGGUUUUCUGUUCUUAAGAAAAUACACUCUUAGUAUCUUUUAUAUUUGAGGUAUGGCAGAGACACUGAUGUUUUUACAUUUAGGUUUUCAGUCGCCGUUGCUCAGCCACAAAAGGCAGAUUUUUGACUGAAGUACAAUUGCCUUCCUAAUUAGACUGUUUAAAUGUAAUAAAUAAGGACCUCAAACUGGUAGCCGUCUCAGUUUUCAGCAGACAGUAUCAUUUUUAUGCGUAUGAAAAACUGAAGGUUAUUUCUCUUGUCAUUUUUUCUUAUCUUGAGACUUGGACGAAAGCCUGGAAAUUCAAAAUGUCAAGCUAUUUCUCUAAAGGAGGUUGUUACAGAUGCAAUACAUCCUGUGGUUUAUUGUGUCCAGGGGCAUCUUUAACCAGGGUUAUCUCUGUCUAAAAUGCGGGCUGGGGGCUCAUAAGGAGUGUCUGGGUCGACUGGGACUCUGCGGGAGAACAGGUGAGAUGGAGGCUUUCCACUUCUUUUUCCUGCAACAUGAAAUCUUAAGAAAGGAAGAUUAAUUUUUUAUGAUAUUUGUGUGUAUAUUUACAGCCCUCAGGGAGUAUCUGUACAUUUUUUUAUGACCUUUCCUCUAGCGUCACCAUCAGGGCACAAUUAUCCACAAAAUAUCAAAAUCUAAAAGGCAGAUUGCCGUGAAAUUUACUGAGCACAUUCACUUCUCCCAAGAGAAAGAGGUCUUCACAUUUCAGACACCAGAGGAGCUCCUACAUUUGGGCCGGACUGUCAUCUUUGUAUAUAAGAUCUCGAACAGCUGGUACCACAGUACCACAUAACAUGAUAUAAAUAUUUAUGUUUCCAGAAGAAUUAUUCUGUCUGGAUGAGGUAACCCCAUGACCUACUGUCAGGGUGAAACUCCAGCUGGCACAUACAUUUAUUUUUCCCUCAAAAAAACUUUUCUGUUAAAUUAAAUAACAGCAAUUUUUGUACUUUUAAAGGGUUUAAUGAAACAGAAAGUAAUUAACGUACUCAACAGUUGUUGUAUCCUCCUAUUAGGUCAGGCUUCAGCUCUUUGUCACCAGUGUAGGGGCUGCAGCUCAGGUACAUUACCCCCCCGAAUACACGGACAGCUCAGGUCUUUGACAAGCCUCCUCAGCAGAUGCGCGGCGGUCUUUAAGCAUUCUGAGGCGUGAUGAGGGCCAGCAGAGGUUGACAGCUGAGGUUGUAUGUCAGAAAGCCACCACACGCUCAUAUCGUAUUCCUCUCACUGUGUCUGUCUCUCACCUGACUGCAGAUCCUGCCAAGUCCAAGUCUAAGGUAAGACCUGAACUGUUUCCUCUCUUUAACUCAAACACCGGAAUAACACUGCGCACUUAAACUCUCUCAGCUAUAAACAACGAGUUUCUUUUCCAAAUCAGAAGGUUUGACAAAAACAGGUACAGCAGGUGAACUGGACAAAUCACCUUAAACUUUGUGCACCAUGAUAAAGUAGUCUGUGCAAAUUCUUGUAGACACAAUAAUAGCCUGAUCUUUCAGCCCUGAAAAUCGGGCGUGAUGGACAAUGACCAAGACCAUGUCUAGGACGCCUCUUGACCUCCAGACAGGAAGUUUGGCAUGUUUGAUUGUUCUGCGUGUAUUCUACAAAUGUGCAGGAGCCACAAGAAUAAACAAAUAAAUAAAGAAGCAAAAGAAGAAUGAUGAAGUUGGCGCUGCAACAUCCUAGCCUUUAGGAUUUGUUGAUGAGUGACAACAGACCAAGUAUAGACAAAUGUAGAUGAGAAACAGAAGAUCCACCUUGGCAACUGCUGCUGUUAGCAUUUUCCGGUAGCUAUCUCGCUCAGCUCCUCUUCCUUCCAACAUCAUUCAGCACAUUCAUAUGUAUUUUUACUGAAACUGGACUGUUAAAACGCAUGUAAACACGUCUCUUGUGGUCAGACCUACAUAUCUGGAUAACGUAGUUGGAGGUUGAUUUUCUGUUGCGGCUGAAACUAGCUUAAGUGUUCUGAGCACGCCCAGUUUUGGUACCCCAGGCUUGGAAUAGCAGGGAUGCAUUGUUAGGAAGCAGAUAGUUGUCAAAAUCUUAACAGACGAAGAGAGACAGUAAAAAAGAUGAAACAAACAGAACUGUAAAAGCGAGGUCCUGUUAGCCUCUUGCUAACGAAUUGUGCCAGCUGUUUUGAUAGAUAACAAGUCAACAGAGAGACAACUUCAUAAUAACAAGCUGACGGGGGAUGAGAUACCUAUCGUGCUCGUCGAUAAUUUGAUUCUUGCAGAGUGCAUGUAAACUAGGACAAGGACAGUGGUCCAAUUAAAUCAAGUCUUGACUUAACAGUGCAUGAAAACAUACUUGUUUAAGAUAUAUUGAGAUUUAAAGAAAAAAGGUCCAAUGUGUUGCAGAAAUCACAAUAAAUUUAAAUUUCAUUGAUUUCCUUGAUGCUAUUUCCUGAUAACUAAUCUCAAAUGGCAUCAAAAACCUACCUGGUGGUUUGAGGAUGAGUUACAGAUUAAGUGUACAUGAAGUUUUCUUCUGUUUAGUUAGUUUUCCAAGAAACAGGCAUCGGUACAAAUGUUCUCUAUUAAAAUGUUUGGACAAUCAGUCCAAAGAGAGUACGAGGCUCACAGAUAAUUGAAUUAAGAGUAUGACUCACUUAUAAGGUCAGACCAAACCUGCACCAGGAGUUGUAUGAUUUGCUGUAAUUCCUUUUUAUUUCGUGGUUUUCUGUCUUUUUCUCUGUCUUAUUUACUUUCUCUCUCCAUCCAUAGGAAAGUACACCACCAGCAAACUCAGGUCAGUAUGGCUUGACCACUCGUCCACUUCUGUGAACCUGCUAAGGGCUUUACGUGGUCCCUCUUAAGCUGCUUUCAUCCUGGUUCAGUAACAAAACAGAAACACAGAGAGGAUGAAAAGGAUACUGUUAGUCAGAGGCCGGAGAGAAACCUGGAGGAGACAGAUGCUAGUUUAAAGCAAACCUUUAGAUGUUAUUGUAGAUGUCCCACUCACUCUUUUUUUGAUCAAAUAUUGCUCAACUCUUUCUUUUCUCCCCCUCAAAAUACCCUUGAACACGUUUUCUUCGAAAAGCACAGAUGGAAAACUCCUGCUCACACACGCACACAGGCUUAAAAAAGAGGAAAUGAGCAACAAAAGUUUCCUCUUAAGAAGUAAAUUUGAGUAUGAAUAACCGAGGAAUAAUAGGAUGCAGAAGGAAUCCUUAAAUGAAGUAUAAAAAGCCCUUUUUUAGCCGCAUGCCGCGAUACCGAGACCCAAGACGGCAUUGAGAUGAAUUGGAGUGGGUGGAAUCAUUAUAAGGGCCGCGGCAGGAGAAAUAUUCUUCUGGCAGAAAAGCACUUCCAGCAGUCUAUAUGCCUCGGCUUCAACCGCUGAGCUUUGCCUUUGUGAUAAAUCAAUUUCCAUAAAGGGCUUAUGAGAAAGACAUCCGUGCUUAUUGUUCUUAUUAAAAACAUGGAUGUGAGAUAUUCCAUUCAUCUAAGGUCACCGUCAGCUAAUAGCGUCCUCCGGGCUGGUUUUGCGGGGGAGACAUGGCUGGAGGGGGAGAAGUGUCUGAGGGGGCUGAAUGUGUGAGUCUGAAGAGAGUAAGUGGCUGUGUCUCUUAAGUUGGCAGGGGUGUUUAGUCUUAGCUUUAGCCCAGUGCUUGUGGCUGUAUUUGUCUGGCACGCUGUGGAAAGAUUGGAGCUGCUCCGUACAGGAAUGAAAGAGAUGAAUUUCCUGCAAGAGUCAGUCGUUGUUUUUUUCAGAUGGAACGUUUCAGGUGAUUUAGACCUCAGUUAUAAAGAGUGUCAGCUUGUGUUAAAACCCUCAGGACAAUGAUGGUAACAGAGUUUGCUUCAUAUAUAUCGUACGUUCUAGAAAUAUAUACAAAGAUGAACUUGUUUUCGUAAUGUGUUUAAAUAAACACCCUGUGAGCUGUUCUGGAUGCAGUUUUUGGACAGAUACAGCAGUAAUGUUAAAGACAAACUUCCUCCAAUAUGACAAUAAGGUGUAAUAUUUGUGUUGCAUCAUAGCUACUGAAUCAUGACAAAUCAUAUGUAGUAUUGCAUCAUGUCAUAUAGUACAGUGUUUGAUCAUACCAUAUAAUUUUAUGAUGUAUUGCCCCAUAUUGUAUAAUAUUGUAUCAUAUCAUAUCUGAUUGUAUCAUAUCAUACAUCGUAUUGUAUCAUAUCAAAUAUAUUGUGUUUUGUCUCGUAUCAUAUAUCAUAUCAUAUGUCAUAUUGUAUCGUAUCAUAUAUCGUAUUGUAUCAUAUCAUUUAUCGUAUUGUAUCGUGUCAUGUCGAAUCAUUUCGUAUCGCAAUUCAUAUCAUGUCAUAUCUUAUUGUGUCCUAUCAUGUCACAUCAUAUUAUAUGGUACCGUAUUGUAUUGAAUUUCAUUAUAUCCUAUUGCGUCAUUUCACAUCGUAUAAUUUCGACAUACUGUAUCGAGCCAGAUCAUAUUGUAUUGUAUCGUAUGUUAUUUUAUGGUAUUGUAUCAUACCUUACCUCAUGACAUCAUUUAAUUUCACAUUCUAACGUUUGAUAUCAUGAUAUAUCCUUUCAUAUCAUAUAUGGCCAAAUCACAUUAUGCUGCAUCGUAUCGUACUGUAUUGUAUUAUAUUACACCAUAUCGUAUCGUGCGGUGUGGUUUCAUAUCGUAUCAUAUCUUUCCGCAUAAUAUUGUGUAAUUUUGUAUAGUAACAUUUGGUAUCGUGACAUAUCCUGUCAUCUCAUAUCGUGUCAUGUCACACUGAUGGUACUCCAUUGCAUUGUAUUUGCAUUGAUUGUAUCGUAUCAUAUCUUACCAUAUAAGUUUGGUUUGUAUCGUAUUGUAUCGCAUCAUAUCGUAUCGCAUUUUAUCGUAUUGUAUCGUGUCUAUUAUAUCUAGCCAUAUUGUUUUGUGUUAAAUCAUAAUGUAUCUUUUCUUAAGAACUAAUUGAAUAAUGAAUAAUAUGAACCGUUUUUUCCUUUCUUUUUUUACUAUAAAAAUGACACAAGCUCGGAGUUGUGUUGGUGUAUUUACUUCUUGUUUAUUACUCUGCAUCACCACCAUUUAAGUUCCUGUAUGUUUUAGAUUGAUCAAAUAUAUUUAAAUGCCUAAAUACCCAAUUCUUAAAAUUGGACCUGAAAUCAAAAGCUAGAUGACACUCAUUUUUUACUUAAUCUUAUCAGACUACCUAUUUCAGGUUAUACAUGGGUGGAGUAUGUUGAUCUGUUCCUUAUAAGUGAUGAUAAAAAAAACUAGUAAUGUUACUCAGACAGUGCAGUGUGUUCAUUUGUCUUUAGCUUUCUAAUAAAUCCCUUUAAAUGUGAGUAAACUUAUAUUUGCUUUCCUUGUCUGUUAGGUUUACCGAGGAUGGUUGUAAUCAGAGACUACAGCGGCAUCCCCUGUCCCCACUGUGGGCCCCCACUAAGCAUUCAUGCGGGGGAUGUCAUUGAACUGAUGUUUGCCGACCUGCACAGCUCCUGGUGGCAGGUGCGUGUCACUCAACUCAUCCUUGUUUUAUCUCGACAUCUGUGACUCUGAAAAAAAAAAAAACAUGUUACAGCUCACCGGGCUGGCUUGGUGCACGCAAUGUCUUUGCAGUGUCAUCGGUCUGAAUUCUUGCUGCAUGUCAUCUCUUCCCUCUGCCCCACUACCUGACAGAGGGAAAAAGGUGUAAAUGGGCUGAAAUCAACACAUAAUUUAUUGGCCAUUAUUGUUUCUAACUCCCAUCCAGAAAUGGUGGUUGUUUAUCACAUUUUGUGUGCUGUCAGGAGAGUACAUAAAUAUGACAUAAUGAUGAGGUCAGUGUUAAUUUGAAGUAUCAAAAAACGAUGAACUCCGCUGAUCCCCAGAUACAUUACGAACAGGGAUAUCCGUCCGUUUCUCACUCCUCAGAUUGAAUCACAGCCCACAUCAGAUGAUCUAACCAAUUAGUGGCUGCGGCUGAUUAAUAGAGUGCCACAGUGAGACGAUAAAACAGCAGACACUUCAGCCUCUGGAGGACGUUUUAAUGCUCGGUGCACAACCUCGUGUACAGGCACAUUUAGCAACCAUCUCACGAGGUGGGCCAUCGGUUGACAGAGUUUGACCUUAUCUAUUUUUGAAAGGGUGGCGAUUUAUCUGGGGUCUUCCGGCAGCCUCCCUAGCUGUUUCUCACUCUGCUUUACGGCGGCAUUAAAGCCUCAUCCUCCUUCUGGUGCCGCUCCAAUCAGACUGCAGUCUUUGCCAACGGCACGGCUGGGAGUUGGCCGUUAGCCCGUUUUCCUAUACGCCGUGUUUCUCUCUGUUGUGACAGAGCACAAGGUGGAGGGUGAGAGCAGGAGAGCCAAGAGAUUUCUUGUAAGCCGGUCGAACGGUGAGCAGAAUGUCAUGCCACAGACCUGAUGGCUCUGCAUUGUUUGCUGCCAUGGCAACCUUGCAUGCUGGGGGGUUAAUUGAAUUAAUUAAAUGAUAAUGCACAGUUGUGUGUAUGCCUGUCCUGUGCAUGAUAAUUCUGCCAUAGGGCGGUUUAAAACACCCUGUUUUGAAGCUAUUGCUGUUUUAAUACAGUUAGUGCUGUUUGUAUUCAUACACAUAUGAUAACGUGCGUGUAUGUGUAUAUGCUGCACUUAAUGCAAUAUUAAAUGGAUAUUUCUGAGGUGCCUCAACAGUGAAAGUACUGAAGUAGAAAAGAGGAAAAUGAUAAACAGACAGAUUUAUUUCGACUAAUUGGUAUUGCAAUGUGAAACAAUAAAGAAACCUUCUUAUAUCCUUAUAGGCUACUAUUGUGCUCAUUACAUAAGAAAAAUGUGAUCAUUAAGAAAACUUUAAGACCCAAGAAUACAAAAAAGAUCACCCAAGAUAUUGACAUGGCAGUAUCUUUUUAAAAUAGUCGGUCUGGGAGGAUCAGGGUUUAGAAGACCCAGAGGAGAUUAGUCAUAGAUAUCUUUGCAGUUCAAAUAGCAGGAGAAUGAGGUUAUAUUGAUGUUUCCAAUGCCGUUUGAAUAGUAAAAAUAAAUUCAGCCACUCUGGAGAUAUCAAUGUUUAAACUGAAGAAAACUGUCUCGCCUACAAAUUUGAUGGAGUAGAUCUCAAGGAAUAUUGCAUCAGGAGGUUGAGAGCAGAUGGCGGGUGAUUUCACCAUAUUGAUCCAGAGAAACAUACAUUGAUCAUUUGACCUGGGGAAAAAACAUUACUGAGAACAUAAAACCUUAAGUCUACUUAAUGUGUCGAAAUGAGAGACUGAUGAGCCGGGGAGCGAAGGCCAGGGAGGACAGGCUCCAAAUUUAAGCUAAGUGUUUCUGCCUUUAAUGUUCGCCUAUUUUCUUAUGUUUUCCCUCUUUAUUCCAGUUUUCCUCCUGUAGUUAUUGGGACCUAAAACUGUUGUUUCUCCACAGUCUAUAGUAGAAAAAAAACCCAGAUGGAUAGAUAUGGCUUUAGUCCAAGUCUGAAAUCUGGCAUCACUGCAGCUCCAUUUACUACAUACAAGAUGAGAUAUAUAAACAAACAACAUUUUGAACACCAGAUGCUUUCACCUUAAUUUUGAUCCAGGAUUCAGCCCAUUAGAAUUGACUGGUGCACAAAAAGUGCUCCAGUUAGACCCCUUUGAAACAUGGGACCCUGUAUCUCAGCUUUGAUAGUCUUAGUUCAUAUUCACUGUUCUCAGAAAAUAGCAUAUAAGAGGCACAUAUUUAACUUUGAAAACUCCCCAGCCAUCUUCCCACUGAGCAUUUUUUGGUCUAAAAGAGGUCUAAUAGACGCCUAAAUGUAGCCUAGACGACAGGUCUAAAAAUGAAAGUUUUUUGACGUCUAAAUUUAGACCAAGUUUAGACUAGCCAGCUAACAGAGGUCUACACUGUUUAUUGCUCAACGGCUAUCGUAAUUACUUUGCUUAAGUACUUGGAGAUCAGUCAUGCAGCUCACAGUUGCUUUUUGAAAUAAAAAGUAAUCUAAUAAUGGGUUAAAGUGCAAUGUCUAAAUUCUGUCUAAAAAUGUACAAAAUCUAGACAGUUGAAAUUAGGUCUAAAAAAAAACUAGACGUCUAAUAGCCGUCUGUUGCUGAGUGGGUUGUUAAUCUUUUAACAUCCCACUGAGCAUUUUUUUGGUCUAAAAGAGGUCUAAUAGAUGUCUAAAUGUAGCCUAGAAAACUGGUCUAAAAUCAGGCUACCACAGGUCUAAAAAUGAAAUAAUUUUAGACGUCUAAAUUUGGACCAAAUUUAGACCAAGUCUAAAUCUGGACUUAUCUAUACUACACUGUAUAUUGCUCAAUGGCUAUCACAAUUAUUUUGGUUAAGUGCUUGGAGAUCAGUUAUGCAGCUCACAGUUGCUUUUUGAAAUAAAUAGUUAUGGAAUAAUGGGUUAAAGUGCAAAGUCUAAAUUCUGUCUAAAAAUAAACAGAAUCUAGACGGUUGAAAUUAGGUCUAAAAAAAACUAGACGCUUAAUAGUCGUCUAUUACUCACUGGGGUCUACUGUAUGUGUAUUUUCAUACGUUGACCCUUUUCUCUUUCUUCUGCUUGGUAUUUUCCAUCAAGUUUUUAAGGUCUAAGAGCCACACACAGUGCUUUUGGUGAGAAACAGUGGAUCCAAACAAAACCCAGUUUGUUUACAAUGAAAUCUCCACAGGGUACCUUUAAUCUUCAGCGUCCCCAGUGGCGCCAGAGGAUGGAAUUACAGAACAUUGAGAAUUCAUAUCCCCUGUUACCCAGGAGGCAAUUAUCCCCUAUCCCAGUGGCAGAACAAUACAAUCAAUCACUGUAAUUUCAUUUGAUCCUUUGGCUGCUGCCUGUUUAUGCCAACAGAGUAAUAAGUUUAAUCUUUAUCGUACGCUUAUCCAAGGCAUAACAAAUAGAGAGGGGCUCUCAAAAAACCUUUGAUGAAAUGUUAUUACACAGAAUGAAUCAUAGAGAUGGGUAAAGAUUCGCUUUCCAAUCUAGUUACUGCCAGGGCUUGCACGGUCCCAAAAAGCAUUUUAUCCUCUAAUAGAGAGGAGUGAGGAGGAACGCAUAAACAGAGCAGGAAGCUGAAUGAAGAGCUCCAUGUGUGCUCGGCGCUCACUGUCUUUUGAUUGACUCGGUGGACUUCAAAUUGACCUGAAACUCGGCUCACUUGGAAACCCGAAUUAUGCCGAGUUUAAAGUCGAUGUAGGUGCUUUUUACUGUCUGAAAGAUGUAAGAGUAUUAAGAUUAUAAAACAAACUGAAGAGCAAGUCUGUGUUAAAACUAAACGGGUAAUUUGUUUAACCAAUUUGCGUCAAAAAAAAAAAAAAAAAAAUCUGUCUACAUUGUGUUUGUCGACGGAAUUAAUGAUUUUCAUAUGAAGCUCGUGUUUGCUUGAGGCGGGAUAGCUAAAACGCAAUUGUUAGUCUUUAGUACAAGGCAGAAAGCUCCCACUGUUUGGUUAUUCAAAGACCGGCAUAAGAUCCAUUAUUUAGUGUUAAACGAGGCUCUUGUUUUGAUGCAGCACAAAUCUAACUGCCGGCUGAGUUUGAACCAUAAUUAACUUGGGCUGCAAAUUAGAUGCGCUGCUUGUUGUGUGCUAAUUGCUGAGGAUUUAUUGAAGUGAGUGUGGGAGGGGAAGAGAGAAGAGAGAGAGAGAGAAAGAGAGAGAGAGAGAGAGAGAGAGAGGUGUGGUUGCUUCCAGACGAAUAUAAUGCGAUUAACACCCAAUUGCCAUUGCAGGGCAAAAUUCUGGCAACAAGCAAGAUUGGCUUCUUUCCAAGUGAUGCUGUGAGGCCUUGCCCGUGUGUAAGUGUGCAUCUUUUUCAUAAUCAAUAAGGCGCAUUUAGUGUAAUAACAAUGCAUUCAGCAGAUAAUGGCUCCUAUUGAUGUCUCAGCGAAGGAAUGCAGUGCUAUUCAAUUGAACUUUUUUCGCUGCAGAAGACUGAUUUUAGCCAUUAGAUGUGGCUUAAAUAUCACAUUACCACAAAUGACCUCCACCUCCCUGUAUCGACUCCAUUAAGACGCAAAAUAACCACUUUUCUUUUCCACGCCAGGUUCCAAAACCUGCCGAUUACUCCGCCCAGCCCUGGUAAGCGAUGAAAACAAAUGGCUGCAGAUUGAGAACAAUAACCCACGAGUCAUUCUUACUCUGCUUUAUUGGCGGUGUUGACUGUUCUCAUCCUCAUGUUCAGAAUGAUUGAUUGCAGUGUAAGUGCAGUAGUUGUUCACGCGUGGUUCAGGUUUGCAGGGCCGAUGGAGAGAUACCAGGCGGAGGAGGAGCUCCUGGACCGAGGAAACAGCACUUAUCUGGUGCGACACAGGAGUAAAGAGUGCACCGAAUACGCCAUCAGUAUAAAGUAAGUGACAUGAACGCUGGUUUCCCACACUCUAUCUCUUUGUAUCUCUUCACACAACCAAAAACAGAGAAAUAAAACAACAACAAAACCUCCAUCAUGCAAUCGGGAGCAGUUUUGUUGUCAAAAAACUCCUUAUAGCGAGUUUGAGAGGGUAAAAGAAAUCUCCCAAUCUCCCCUGAACACUAUUGCUCCUGUCUGCACAGAGUGGUAUGGUAUGGCUCCAAAUUUCCCCGCAGGUCAAAACACAAAGACUGUGAAAAAAUACCAUGACAUUCACUAGACAUGAAGACAAUUCAAAGGCCAAAACACAUUUAAGAAAACACCAAAUAUGACAAAAACACUACAAGAUUUCAAAAAAGUGAGGUGAGCGUUUGACGCCUAAAGUUUGCAGCUUGUAUAGUUUAGUAAACAGGGUGGCUUUAGUACAAAGUGUCAGUGCAUUUGUGUGAAUUCGAGGCAUUUAAGCUUCAGUUUAACGAAUAUAACUCUUGAAUAAUACAAAAAAUUCAAGUGCAUGCAUGGUUAAUCUUUUUGCAUUGCACCCCCUGCAGUCAUUAACUUAAAGUGUGUUUUACAGGUGCCUUUUAUUUCACUAAUAUUAUACCAAGACUGUUUUAUACCAAGAAUUUUAUAGAGGGCUGCCACAAGUUUUACAAGCCACCAGAUGUCACCAUGUUUGCCAAGUUUAGAGUUUAACAUAAUCAAAUCUUUUCCAGCACAAAUUGCAAGAAAGCUACAUCAUUUGUGAAACCACCUCUAAAAGAAAAACACUUCCACCGGAAAACACGACACUAACAAUACAAAACAACUGUACGUUUUUUUAAUGUAAUGUACCAAAGGGUCAAGGUAGGAUGGGAUGACAGAGGUCAAAGAUGUCUGAACUGUCAGAGGCGGGGCCACUCUUUUAACACACAUCUGGCUCUUCACUCAUGCUUGUUUCUGAGUUGAGAGGGUCUUGACAACUGAGACAAGUGGGAAUGAAGGGGUCAGGCAGGCACAUGUAUGUUUGCACACAGGUCGUGUCAGAGGUUAAGUGGUUUUAAUGGAUGACGCUGUGGCCCCACCCCCCUACCUGACUCAGACGUCCAUGCUCUGACAUACUAUCACUGUAAUGUUGACACUACAAAUCAGAUUAUUAUCAUAUUUUUCUGUUAAUUUAGUUUUCUUCUGGUUUUAUUUGAGUGCAUUUUGUGAUAUUCCCUAGUGUUUCUGUCCCCGAUUGUUCCUGUUCUACUACUAUUUUGUAGGAGUUGAUUCCUUGUGUUUCUAGUCUGGUUUUACUUUCUUAGUUUUCCCUCCUUUGUUAAUCAGUUAACGAGUUUCACCUGUGUCUCGUUUGCCUCACCUGUUGCUCGUUUCCUAGUGUGUAUAUAGUCCCUGUCUGCCCGCUAUCCUGGUUGGUUUAUUGUAUGUGCAUUUGUUGGUCAGUGAGUGUCUUUUAUAGUCCCUAGUCUCCUUGUGUUUUUCCCCAGUUAGUUGUUUUUUCACUUCUUUUUAAAUAAACCCUUUUUUGUCUGCAUUUGGGUCCUUUCCCUAUUGUUUAACUCUGGCUCAUGACAACUAUUGCAUUGCAUUGAUCUACACUCUGCUUACAUUGCACACUGUCUUGUUAAUGCUUAUAGGUAUAGUAUUUUUAUAGUUUAUAGAUUGUCCACAUUAUGCUGCACCUUCCUGCUCAAGUGUACAGCUCCCCUUUGCAAAUCUAUCUCUUUAUGUAUUUAUCUGUGAAGAGAGAAAGAGUUCAGGCUGUCUUUAUAUCGUUAAUUUUACUGCCCUUUACUGCUUAAAGCUCCUGUGAGGAUUUUUUUUAAGUGUAUGAAAUUGACUGUUUUUCACAUCAGUGCCUUUUUAUGAAGUGCAAAAGCAAAGAGGACCAUCAGCAACAAGAUGAAUGAUAUUUAUUUGUGAUUUUUACUGACUGAAAUCGGUGCAAGGGGGUGGGUGUCAGCUGAGUAGCCAAGAAAGCAGCCUUGUUUUUACAGUUUCUACCUGUAAUAUUCACAAUUUUUGAUACAUUAAGUGUCAAAAGUCAGUAGGAUGAGAUUAUCUGUGAGAAGACACUCCUCUUUUUUUAGAGUACCAGAUAAGCAAGGAUUGCUUUGACCAUAGGGGGCAGCAGAUUAACACUGACUAAAAGUUGCUCAUAGAAGCUUUAAGGUCACAAUGCUGGUGUUAGAGAGCUUUUUUUUCUGUGUGUGUAUAUAUUGUAUAUUUCUAAAUUGAUCUAUUUUGUUUUUUUUUUCCUCAUUGUUUUUGCACCACAACACAAAAAACAAAUUGAAUACAAGUGUGGAGCGUACUUGGCAACAAACCCGACUGAUUCUAAAAAAGAUGAUUGGAUGCAGGAGACUGAAUUGGUUUCAGAGACGUGGCCCCGUUUCUGAACCUUUCAUCAUUUUAACUUAACAUUUCGAAAACACUUUCACAAAAAAUAUUUCUCAAAAUUUCACAGAAACAGCCUUGAGGGGUCUAAUUUUGCCCUGCUGUUAUUGCUGUUAAAGCUGUGCAGAGGCUAUAGUCCUCCAAGUGGGUAUCUCGUUCCCCUUUUCUCACAGUUUACUACUCCGUCCACAUUCCUAUCAUCUUAAUAUGGACAAGAAAGCCCCAAAAACAAACUGAAAAAAGAAUAUUUUGCACUGCACCAUUUUUUCUUGAAUUCUAACAGCAUCAUUACAACCUGCAACAUUUCACAGAGCACCUCAAUUUUUUUUUUUACCUAACAUGAUGACAUUUCACCAAAAAGAAAAUCAUUCUAAGAAAAUGCAAUUUUUUUUCGUAAUGCAUUAUUAACAUCAAACGCUUUUUAAAAACCAACAUUUCAAAAAGCACAACAGAUUCUCAGACUGUCUGUCAGGUGGGAGUAUCAUGGCCUCCCCUAUAGAGCCAAGAGGCCCUGUGCGUUUCUUAGAUGAACUCUAUGAACCCUGAAAAGCUGAAGAAAACCAACGGCUCCUUUAUCUAUGAGCUUUCAGCCUCACAGAUGCCUGUCUCAUCACAUGUGAGACAAGUGGUCCAUUCAUAACCUGACCUCGCCAGGAAACAUUUUUUCAUUGCAACUUCUUUGUAGAGGAGAGGAUUUUUUCUUUGAAAACUGUUCACAAUGAAGCCCACGUCUCUUUAUCGAAGACGAGAUGCUGCUUUUACCUUCCUUAAGUGCUGUUUUAAAACGCUUUGAACAUCAAACACACAGCUCUGACCCAAUAACACAGAGGUGAUGUUUAACUUGGAAACAUAAAACCAAAAGUUUCUGAAUGGCUAAGCAGAGGAAAUUAUUUCUCCUGAGUGUCUGAGGACCGUUCUGUCUAAUCUUAUAUGAUUCAUUCAAACUUAAAGCGAUUUGUCGUAAUUUUGUUUACCCUAAAGCUAAAAAUUGUAUGAUCCUUUUUUUUGACUGUCUCUCUAUUGUCUCUCUCUCUCUUUCUCUUCAAGGACAGCCUGAUAGCUUUGCAUCAUACUGUUCGCCACACUAUCAGACACAGAAAUGUAUUUCAGAAAGAGCUAGCACCGCACUUGAAUCACAGAUAAAACAUUCAUCCCUUUAGGCUUCAAUAUAUGGCUGCUUUAUCUGCAAGUUGAGUGCCUCUUUUGAAAUACAACACUGUCCAUUUCACUGGUGAAUAUCUCUCAGGCUACAUCAAAGCUUGUUCAGUCUUUAAAAAAAGAAAAGGAUAUCGAGUCCCCCCCGACCUGGCAUGACGGCUCGAGGAGAUUACACAGAUUGAGUGCGCACUCUGAAAUAGUGUUUGGAUGUUCAGAUUGUUUAGCCAGUGACACACCAUUCAAGCCCAUUUGGUUCUGGUGGACUCAUACCGGCCCUGCAUUCAAAGCUUUGAUGUACGGGGCCGGUUUGUGAAUGCUGCAAUCCUAAUUGCCUGUCUCGCUGCUUAAGAUCAUUAUCGGGAUGGCCGUUUGAGAUAAUGGAGCUUUAUACAGAGAGCAGCUACUAAUCAACUGGAACUCACUGAUGUCAAACACUACAAGAGGUCUAUUUGUGUAUACUUGGAAUGUGUGUGCAUAUUUCUGAGUAGAUAUGCAUGGGUGUUUUGUAGUAGCAGGUGGUGAUAAAUGAAGGGAACCCCGACUGGAUAAGCAGGGCCCUAGACAAGCGGGAAUGGACUGGAAACAUAGUGUAAAUAUUCUAGUUCUUGUAAAAACUGGUCUAGACUGGACUCUGUCUACAAAGACCCAAUGUUAAGAAGGGAUCAGACCUACUCCCAUCCUAUCUUUAUCCACGAGUGUGACACUUGACAGCAUCUAGCAAGUUACAGGGAAACUGAGGGAAAACUUCCUUUAACAGGCAGAAACCUUAAGCAGAACCAGACCCAUGUUGGAUAGUUAUCUGCUAAGACUACAUUGGAUUUAGAGAGGGUGCAGAGGGAGAUAAAGUGAGAGAGAUGGACAGAGGUGAUACUGGAAAGCAUGCAGGUCUGCAGCAGCGAUCCAGAGGAACCUACAGCAUGAUGGAGCUCAUGGGCCCCCAUGAAAAGACUGUGUGUUCAUGACUUCAGGAAAGUUUUGAUCCUACUCCUAAAGGUAGGGAGGGUGUCUCUACCCCCUGCGCCUCAACGCUCCAGAGAAGAGGGGCCUGAUAACUGAAGCUCUGCCACCCAGACCACUUGUAGCCUAUACAAACAGACCAAAUAGUCAAUUUCAACACAAGUUCCAAUGUUGCAAAGCAAGAAGCCAAUCAUUGUUAAGGAUUUGGGGUUGUAGCCAAUCAGUUUCAAGCGGGCCUAUACCAUCUGGCUGCCCCCUGGAUAAACCCCUUCUGAUGGCUUGACUUCUUACUCAAGAAUUAAACAUUCGACAUAAAAUAGUGAUUCUGAAAUCAUAAAAUAUAUAUAUUUUUCCACUUAAUGGUCUAUUAGACUCACACUAAAAGCUGCAUCCUAAGCAGUAGUUCACUAUAAAGCCUUUUUUCUCAGAUUUAACUGAGCAUGUCCCAUGACGGCAUAUCUCUGCCAAAUCUUGCAGUAACAUACAAAAUUCAUGCAUGAACCCAUAAGCAUACAUUUCUUUAUGCAAACUACAGAAAUUAUAAUAUUCUGGCUAAAAGGAAAGCUGCAGGGCUUUGGUAUCACUGUUGUAUUUCUGCAGGCUGCUGUUCACAGUCAUCACUGUGUUUAACAGCUGUCGACUGCCUCAGUAAAUUCUUACAAAAACAUCACUGACAUAUUAAUAACAAAUUUUUUUAGUUACAUCUUGUUCAAAUCUGUAAUCUUGAUGGGACUCACUGGUUGAAUAAAGGUCGAUUAAAAAAUACAAUAAAAUAAAAAAUAAGUCCAACAUUUUUGCUUGCUUUAUAGCUUGGUAUAGUGUUCUUUUAACAGGAAGCUUAGUUUCACUCAUUAGCAGAGAGAUCUUGCACCUGAGAGCUGUGAAAGCGCUUACAGAUGUAAUAUGUGUGCAUGCACUCCAGCUACUGUAUGUGAGUCUUACCUGUUUGUGUGUGAAUCUUGAAUGUUCUUGUUAGAUUUGGCAGAGUUAGGCUGCAAUAAUUAGGGCUCAACGUGAUGCAUCUGAUUGAGUUUUGUUAUAAUCGGACAAUUUCAUAUCUAUUAUUUUACCACACAUCUAUAAUGGUCUUGAUAUGAAAGGGCCCAUUUCGUCAUAGCAACAGUCUGCUAUAAAGAAAUAGCAGACCACUGCAAUAAUUAGGACUCUCUGUGAGGCAUCUGGUCGAGUUUUGUUAGAAUCUGUUGACAAUUAAAUAUUUUUUUACUAAUCAUACAUCUAUAAUGGCAUUGAUAUGUAAGAAUCUGUUUGUCAUAGCAACAGUCUGCUAUAAAGAAAUAGCAGACUGUUGCAGUAAUUAAGACUCUGCAAUGCAUCUGGUUGAGUUUUGUUAUAAUCCGUUGAUAAUUUCUUAUUUAUUAACUGAACACAUAUCUAUAAGGGUAUCAAUAUGUAUUUGUCUGUUCAUCAUAGCAACAGUCUGCUAUAAAGAAAUAGCAGACCUUAGAAUGCUGUAGCUGACCACCAGAGACAAGUAUUAAACGCAGUGAUGUGCCUUCACCAAACCAGGCUCAUUUUCCUCCAUAUGUUAUGCACCAUAUAACUGAAAACAUAUGAAUAAUGUAUAACUCACCAUAUAUGCAUAAUGGAUCAGUGAAUUUGCAACAGGACAGGUGAAAAACAGCACUGCGUUGUUUACGAUGCAGGUCCAUCCUCAGUGUAACUGGCACGCCAUCAUGCUGGAGACGUGCUGUCUACUGUACUGUGCUUACGAUUGGUUUGACAGGACAUACCAACCCUAUGCAGGAAGUACUCACUGAAUUAUGUUUGUAUAUUUCAAGAUCAUCCUAUGUUACUUACCAACAAGGUAGAGUACUUAGUCUGAGUCUUCCAUGAGAUUUAAUUAUUUAAUCACUUAAUUAUUAAAUCAGGUAUAAAAUGUAUGCUUCUAGAUCUUGUACAGUGUCCACUAUCAUAUAUUAUACUGUCAUGAAGUAUUUGAGCCUACAAGGUGGUAUCUACAAAGAUAAUAGUGCUUAGUUUAAGAUUUUGACAUGAAAAUAAAGCAGAAAUGGAAAGUAGACAAAAAAAGAAGAAAAGUCAAUUCUUAAUUAAUUCUAAAAUUAAAACAAACGAUUUUUUAUAUUACUGUCUUUAAAUAAGCACAAAGGCAGCUGCUUAAUCCUAAACUGCACAUGUUAAACUCUAUUAAACAAAGUUAUACUUGCUUUUAUGGGACCUCUUUUGUGUCCAAAUUCCACAUAAAAACAAGUUACAAGAUGGAUUUUUUUAUACAAUAUGUUUGCACUGAAAAGAUUUAUAAGUAGGACCGCUUUAAGGCUCAAAAAAUAGACUUAAUCCGAAUUUUCUGGGGGGUUUGAUGACAGAGUGAUGCUCAUAGUUAUCACUGAAACUUUGUUGCACACUUCGACUCCAACAAUGUGUCACUGAAAAACACAGAAAUGCAGGCACAUGAGCUUAGCAUGGCUGCAUAUUGUAUAAGAUCUUGGUUCAGCGAAUGAUGUGUCUGUAUCUCAGGUUGCCUUCAGUGUCUGUGUAAGCCCAACACAUUUUCACCUCAAAUAAACCAACUAGAAUAUUAAAGAUGCCCUGGUGCAUGGGCAUUUAUCACACAAAAUAAUGUAAAUUUGCACAAAAAUGUAAUUUAAAGCUCCUGUGAGAAACUUUCUGUUUAUUUUGGUGCCCGUUGUGGACAAAGUGUUCAUCAAAUUGUUACUGAUUUCAUCUCUUCCUUGUAAAAACAGUUGUUAAUUGACAACAGAACUAUGAAUACUUGCUGUAGGAAAAGUUACCAAGGCUGUUUCUUCAAUGUACCUACCCCCCCCCCCCCCCCACAGCAGUUAUACGCACUAGUAAUAACACAUUUGUUGGUAUUAUGUGCUUUCAUAAAUCAUAGAAAUGCAGUAAUGUUCAUUUCAGUGUGUUUCAUCACCAAUCAAAAACUCCUUAUGGAGCUUUAAUGUGAAUUUUAAUUUUCUAGUUUGACACGAGACAGCCACCAGGGGGAGCUCUUAGUGUUGGGGCUCUCUGGUUUUGUUUUGUCUGUUGUUUCACUCAGAGCUCUGUCUGUGUGCUCUCUCUCCUCUGAGGAGGCUGACUGAUUAGACUUUGAUGGAGCAAAUCACUUCUUAAUUGUUUAAUCGUUACAUCUCUGAUUGUUCUGCUAUAUUUUAGGGGGUUUUUAUUUCCAGAAAAAUCAUUUAAUGUGUUGUUAGUUGAUGCACCUUUUGUAUCAUUUAGAUACAUUUUAGUCUAAAUGGUUAUACAAUAGACUUGCAGAAGAUGGAGUAAUGGUGUGAUAUGGAGUCUGUUUGAUUGUAUUAUGGUGAAUGAAUCUACACAACUCUAAUAAAGUAAUCAAUUUAAAGCAAAAAGAGCUAUUUCUAUCCACUUUAUAACAUUCCCGCAGAGAUACCAUUUCCGUACUUUAGAUAGACAUGUAAUGUUAUUUAUUUUAAAGGAUGAGGAACUUGGUAAACUGUGUGAAUUGCUCUCACAGGGUAAGAGCAGGAAAUCUCCCAUUAUCAUCUCCUGUGGGUGAAUUUGGGCCGGAUUCCCCGCAGCAUAGUAACUGACAGUCUGCUCACUUAGACUCUGUGAUGGCUCACCAUAGAGACUGGAUUUAAUGUGAGAGCAUGUAUAGUUGAUUAGCCACCAAUGUCUUAUUCAUCCUCCACAGGUUCAACGAAAAAGUCAAGCACAUUAAGAUUCUGACCAAGGAUGGCUGCUUUUACAUCGCUGAGAGCCGCCUGUUCAAGACCGUGAUGGUAAAGACUUCAACUUAGUUCAGAUUUUUAUUCUCUGGGGAUAACUGCAGCUUUCAUGAAGAGUAAAGGUUGACACGGCCCAGCUUUUUUAAUCACACAAUUGUGGAAAUUCAACAACUGCUUUCAAAAGAUAUAUAACAUGUAAUACAAGACCUUUAAAACUGAGUUGCAGUUGCUGUUCUAUCGCCAGUAUCAAACAAACAUCUCUUAUCCAAACUGUGAAUAUGCCUUUUCUUUCAUUGUAUCAUUGUAAGAAUAUUUUUUAUUUAAUUUUGCUUUUCUUACAGGAUUUGGUGGAAUACUACAAGCAGCACUCUCUGAAGGAGGGUUUCAGCAGCCUUGACACCACUCUGCAGAUCCCCUAUAGGGAACUUUCCAAUGGAAACGUGCCCAGGGCCAUUACCAGGGCUGGCAGCAGUGAGUCUGCUUCACAAACAUCCCCUUUCCCCAGCUGACACCUCAGAUCUGCCUGACAGGUGGAAGUGUUAUGAGGUCAAAUCAGAUCCUGGUCCAGUUAUAGUUAAAAGGAAAAUUUGAGCAUGUCUGUUUCCCUGUUUGGAGCACAGGAUGGAGUUGGUUUUCCUUCCUUUUUGUUUAGGUUUCCAAUUUUAAAGCUCCUGUGAGGGGUUUGCAACUGGUUAAAACAGGCUAAAAUUAAUAAUGAUGGCUCUUAAUAACCUUUGAAAGCAAAUAAGACCAUCACACACAAGACUGAUUAUUCCAAUAUGAUUGUUCUCUUUGCCUGAAACUCCUGAGGGAGGGUAGGAGUCACUUAAAGUGAUACAAAAUCAGCCAAGGGGUAGGAGAUACCACUUUUGUCUACAGGGGGGUGCCGAAGUUAAGGCAAACCAAAGAUUCCCUACUGUUAACCCCCCAAAAUUAGCACAAAAAAAUGCACAAAAUCAUAACAAUAUAAAAUGAUUUAAAGCUCCUGUAAGGAACUUUCAGUUUGGUUCGGUUUUGGUGCCCCCUGUGGACAAAAUUACACCUCUUUUUUUUCCUGAUCUUGUUCUUUGGUGAGUAAAUUAUGUUGUUUGGUAAAAAAUCUCAUCCAGCUGGUUUUACAUCAUGUAACAAGUCAGUUGCUAUAUAUUACAGCAUAAUGGAUCAUCAUAUAGUGUGACACCCAGCCUUUAAAUUUACAAUUAAGAGUUCGUCAGUCUUGGAAUUGAUGCUUUUCUCCACUUUAGUGGGUUAAAGGGAUAUUCCGGCGUAAAAUUAAUUUAGGGUCAAACACACUGUAAUACCGAGUUAGACACCCCCUCGAGAGAUGGAUGUUGCCGACCACUUGCUUCUCUAGUUAUACCAACUUUAGUAACGACCGCAAGAUAGCGAUACAUAGAGGUCUGAGGAGCCAUAAAGAAACAUCAACCAAAAUGCCACUCUAUAGCCACAAAUAAUGCUCAGAACAGCACCUAACUUCAUCAACAGUACAUAUAGGGUCCCAGCCAUAGUACUAGCCACCAAACAUCUUUUUAAGUUUGCCUGAUUUCUUUCGCAAAGAGACUAAACACAACUCCCCUACUCUCUUCCAGCAGCCUCUUGUUUGUAGCGAGACCUCGGGCCAGUCCAUUACGGACUGCAGCGGGGUGACGCAGCUCAAGGACGAACAUUUAUGAUCAUUACUUCAUGGAAAUGAUCAUAAAUGUUCUUGUUUGUAGCGAGACCUCGGGCCAGUCCAUUACGGACUACAGCGGGGUGACGCAGCUCAAGGAAGAACAUUUAUGAUCAUUUCUUCAUGGAAAUGCAAUCAGACUGAGACGCUAAGUUAGAAGAACUACCGUGUCUGCAGUGCAAAAUUAUUAAUAUGAUGAUUAUUACUUCAAGAAAAUGAUAAAGAAAUUUUCGUUUUAUGACCACUUAAAAACUCCUCACAGUAGCUUUAAUCAGAAAAUAUAGUUUUCUUGUACAAUUCAGUAAUCCAGUUCAUUAAAUCCAAAUCAAUCCACUCCCUACUUUGUUUUGUAAUGUUGAGACUUAACUCACAAAUAACACAGACGUGUUAAUGAACUGUUUGCUCUUAGCUUGAAUCACUGUUAAAAACAAACAGUCCCAGCUCAUAUUACAAAAUCAUGUUGACAGAGCAUUUUCUUGCUGAUUAGACUCUGAAGUUAAAACUGUCUUGAUUACCCGAGGCGUUUCUAUGUUUGACGUGCGAGACAUGCCAGAAAUAUUUAACACGGCGUAACGAGCUGACAAGUUUCCUAGUGGAAUAACGCGAGGGGCAGCAGCAGCAGAUUUCCUUAAAAGACCUACUUCUCAGUUUUUGUUUGUGUUAAUGUCUCAUUGCAAUGAAGUUAAGAGAGCCCUCCUUUGUCCGUGUGUAUCCUCGUUUAGACUGUAUUUUAUACAUGAGACUCGACGAUAUUUGAUCUAAACCUUUCGUGAGCUGAGUGUAAAUAUGUCGUCAUUAUUUUAAACACAAGGAAAUAGUAUCUAAGAUGAUUUGUGACCUUUUUUCCCCCCAAUCUCACAUGACACGAUCGAUCAAAAGGUGUUGAAAUUUACAUCCGCAGAUGAAGCUUUACUGUCACUAUACAUCCAAUCUCAAAAAAACUUCUGCACAGUCAGAGCCGCUUUAAUCACAUCUCAUUAUCACUUAAUGGAGUUUGCAGAGUUGUGAUGGAGUUGUUGAUUGAACGAAUUACAAGUUGGAAAAAAGAAGGGGGAAGUAUCAGGAUUGUGUAACUUUUAAUCCCCGCAAGGAAAGAAACGUAGUGUAGUAGCACAUUUUGUAUUAAUUCAGCUGUUUUGUGCAAAAAAAAAAAAAAAGCAGCACACAUAAACCUGACUCUAAUGGUUAUGCUUGCAUUAUGUCCCCUGAGUCAGCCAAGCAACAUGCUACACAAUGAGAGCAUUGCAGGAUCCCACAUUAGAGCUCAGACAUUUCAUAUUAUACUCACUCUUCAGCCAUGUUAAGGCACGAGCGCAGCAGAAAUUGCGUUCCUUGGAUCAGUGGCUCGGGAGUCAUAUCUAAAUGGACUGCCUUGUUGUGAGUUAGGAAUAUGAUGAAUAAGAGAAACUGUGAUUUACUCCGGCUGUCAGCUGAUUACAGCGAAGGUGUAUGACCUGCUUGUUCUAGAGGAGCUAAUGUGAUACUCAGCUUAAUUAAACAAGGAAGAAGCCAAGUCUUUAACCAGUAAUGACUCUCAGGUUAUCUGGUUGAUGAUAUGCAUGUUGUAUGGCAGAGCUGGUCCAUCAGGGUCAUGGAUGAUUUAUGGAAAAACUAGAGUCAGGUGGACAAUGUGUCGAGUAUUAUGCUGCAAAAGUGCCAUAAGUUUGUGGUUAAUAGGUGAACCGUGUUUUUGUAAGAGGCUCUUUGUUAUCCUUAAGUCCAGCCUCUGCCCCCAAAGAGAGAGGUAAAUGCUCAUCGACUCCAUGGGAGCAUGAAGAAAGAGCAUUAAAGGGGGAGACCCUGCUACAAUAGGAGGAGGAGGAGGAGAGAGAGAGGAGAAAGAGAAGAUGGAGAGACAGGAUUGGGGAUACAAUGAGUGAGGCAGACAUAGCAGACAAAAAAAUUUGAAAAGAAAAGGGAGGCAAGAGAAAAAAAGAGGCAGAAAUGCAAAUAAAAAGUGCAACAAAACCCAUUCAUUAAAAAGUCAUCUGGGCUUUUUGUAAGACGUGGAGUAACCUUUCACCUGAGAGAUGAAAUAGAAAAUUAAUGUCUCCUUUUGGAGUCUUUACGGUUGAGGUGUGGAGGGAUUUGUGUGAUUUUGGCUCAGUAUAGGAAAUUGAAAAGGGGGACACAAAGCUAGCCCGAGAAGCUUAUUUCUUAAAGGUACAGUGCGUAAAAUGAGGAGUCCAGAGACUCCAAACGUUUGUUGAUCUUGGCAAAAAAAGGACCUGCACAUGAGAGAUGGUUCGAUCCGUAUACCAAUUUGGAAAUAGGGAUCCAUCAAUGCCUUCAGCUUUAUAUUAAAGGUGGGGUAGGCAGGACCUGAGGAAGUGUCUCUGCUCCAACAAGCCCCGCCCACAAACAGACGCUCCUGCUCGCUCGUAUCGUUCCAAUUAAAUUCAGACAUAAUGCAGAUAAAUACUUCAGAUAUUUACAAAUGGGGCCCAGACAGCAUGAAAGUAAAAAGCAUUGGUGCUACUGUAGAUGCUAACAGACUACCAACAAACACGUUUGCAGGACUUCUACAACUAGGAUAAAGUGACAUAGUCCAGGACCCGAGGUCAACAGUUUAGCGUCGCUACAACACGCCAUUUGACAAGAAACACUUCUGUUACAGACACAUGGCUUACUUUGUUAAAGCGGUUUACCUGUCCAGUAGAAAGAUUACAGGGUCUGGAAGAUCCUGAAGCGUCCUCUAUCAUUUAUGCUGAUGUUGACCCGGCUUAUUAGCUCUUGUCAGGUUUACCUCUGUUUUAAGCGACCGUUAUUCCGCCAGAGUCUCCGGUAUUUACUUCAUUUUCUCACCUGUAUUUUCCCUACUUCCUAGUUGGUUUCUAUGAUCUGAUAUUGUAGCGCGCUAACUUUGUUUGGGCUCGUGAACGUUAUUGGGGGUCAUGGAGCGUGCCUCACAACAUGAGGGAGCAGCGUCUGCCUCACAACCAAUCAGGUUGGGGGAGGCGGAGAAUGGCUUUGUUUACAGCCAGAAAGAACGGGCCGCUCAAAAAUUUAAAAUGUUGACUACACAGACAUAAGAGAACACAGCGAUAUUGUUAUAUUACCAAAUGUCAUCAAUAACUAACAGCUAUUGACUGAUAUUAAAAGCUUCAUAUUGUACAUACACCACAAAGAAAAUACUUCUUUAACAGAAUCCUGCCUACCAUACCUUUAAGAGUGCAGAUACAAAACUGUUGGACUGCUUCUCUAAAACUGCAGCCAGACUGUGCAGAUAAUUCUUACACCUUGCUAAAAUUGAGCCUGAAGCUCUCGAGCACAUUGUGUUCAUUGUGCAUUCUCAGGUUGAAUUAAUAAGACAUCCAAAUACAGAUGGUGUGUUAAUACCAGAUGUAAACGGGAGAAAAUAGAGACGCAGGGAACAAAGGGAAGAUAGGAGGUAGGAGAGAGAGAGAAGACAAAAGAGAAAGUGAGAGAGACAGUGAGUGAAAGGAAUAGAAAGGAGCCUCGGCAGCUCACCAGGCUUGGCAGAGAGGUCCCAGUUAGGGCCCGACGCCCCAGGCAAGCACCAGGAGCCUGCUACUCCAAACGUCACACUCUGCACGCUGCUCAACUCUGAGAUGGCUUCACAAUUUUCCUGACAGGACAUGACAUUUCACUUGGGCUGGCAGCAGAGAAAACCAUGUGACAGCCGCCCGCUGACACACUCCUCGGGGAUACCCCUGGUCCAACCGAGGGAAUUGGCCUGUUUCUGCAAAACUGGGGGAAAAGUUUGCAAAUAUGAUCUGAUGUAAAAGAGCGGAAAGCAGCUGGAGGUAGACUGUCGUAACUUAAAGGGAGGUGUAUGUGUAAACAACCACAGCUACGGCGACAGGAGCCGAGGCAGGCGGAGAAGUGUUAGUACAAAGUCAAAGUUAGCCCUUUGUGUCUGUUCGGAUGUAAAAUUCUGCUACAUCCUUGUCCCUGUGCCUCCUUUGACAGCCUUGGUCUCCCAGCGCAUCAGGCUUCAAAGCAGCUCCGCAAGAGGUGUGUUUGUGCAUCAGUGCCAUUCACAACGCUCCCAUCUAUGAGAAAGCCUUGACAGACCCGCCGUUGCCUUAGUGCAUUCUGGGAUAGAUUAUUAUUGCCUUAAGUCGUCCACCCCCAUAGACAGACUUAGUGUGGGCACCGCGUUCUCUGUCUGGUAAACAGCCUCCAUGGAAAGACAGAUGUCACGCCAGAACAAAAAAACACACACGCAAAAUGGUUUGGAUCUCAAAACAGACUCCUCAUAGCAAAAGAAAACAGAACGCAAGGCUGAGCAAACAUUCACAAGAUGCAGAACUGCUGAAAUGCCAUCAAAACUCUGGAGUAAUUUGUUUGGAAACCCAGACAGCAUCCUUAAAUAAGUCUGUCUGAUUGCCUCUUAUCUGUCUGUUUGUGAAUGGUAAGGCUGGGAAGACAAUUAAAUCUACCAGGCGGAUCGUUUCUGUGGUGAAAUAUCUGCUUCAUCUGGGUUUCUAAUUCUGUCAGGCCCACUGAAAACCCCAAACCGACCAUCGCCUUCUCGCUGCAAAAUUUACAGUCAUACAUUCAUGAUAGGAAGCUUCUGAAAGAAUUAGAAAUAAAGCCUAAUUAUAAAGCAAAAUACUGUCAUUCAGGUUUUGUCAACUUUUUGCUGGUAGUGCUCACACGUUUAUUCCGCUAUUGGUUUUACGGUCCAGGUGAAGGGAUGAUCGUAUUCUAUCUUUAUUGUCUAGUUAAAGUAAGAUUUGUGCAUGUAUUUGGAAAAUCAGGAACUUUGCUAAGUUGAUUGAACGUCAACAUGUUUUUUUUUUUUUUUUCAGUAUUUAGAUAAUCAGACUGGGUCUUAACGGAAUUAUCGCUCAAUAGUACGUCUUAACUCAUUCAGUUCCAAUGACGGAUUUGGACGGAUUUUCAGUUUUAUUUUUUUCCCACCAGGGGACGCUCCUCCCCAACAUGCGACUCAUUUUGGGGUCGUUCUGAACCCAGAAAAAAACAAAAAAUACAUCAUAACCAUGUUACAAUAACAAAAACUAGUACUCGCCAGUGAACAGUGUGCCAAUCAGCCUAGCUGUGGAGUAUUUUUUCUCUACGAGGAGAGUAGGAAAAUACAGAAGUCAUUCGCCAUGAGCAAAUGGUCUCAGCACAUCGGCUCCCGUGGGUGCGGUGCUACCGUCUCUGGAUCCAGUGGAGAUCCCGGUACUGGACCUUCACAUCGUCAGCAGACAAUCAAAGAAACAAUUUUCCGGCAUGCCGUCGUGCUGCCAGUGACGGUACUGUUGAGCGAAACUGAGGUGGGAUUCAGCGACAGUCCCGGCGAGGAGGACGCGAGCUGUCCUUGUGGUUUACGUUGCGGCGUAAGGUUCUCGAGAACCACUAUGACUCCCAGCCGUCACAAGGCUGGGAGUACAAUUGGUGAAGUAGUUUGAAGUGAAAUGAAAUAGACGAUCAGAGUUCUGCUUGAAAGUCUCUCCUUCGUAAAAAUGUGUUUUUUCCCAGGUUUCUUUUUCCAGAUCGGCGAAGACGAUAUGACCGCGCUACAUCGAGCAGGCAAUCACUAAACACAAGAGUAGGUUAGAGACUAACUUUUUUUUUCUGGUGAAAGAAGAGACUCACCCCUUUCUUUUGAGAUAUCACACUUAAUUCUAGUCCAAGCACAAGAUAUUCUGUGGGUCAUGAAAGAUACGUAAAUUUCUAUUGCAGUCAAUGGUGGCACUGGGUGAAAACUGCAUAAAUGAACCUGGAACUGAAUGAGUUAAUCAGUGUAUAAUAACUUAUACUCUGUGGGCCCUCUUCCACAGAGGCCACCGUGUUUCUACUGUAGCCUAGAAUGGACAAACUAGAUUCAUGAAUGUAUUGGUAUUUAGUCAAAUGGCUUGUAAGAAGAAGAUUGUAAAAACCGACAUUUAUAAAUCAUAGUGAACCUUUUUCUACUCUAAGAUUUUACAAGGUGGUUGAUGAGACUCGUGACCUUGCAGUCUUAUUAUCUCAAACGAAAUUUUCAGGGGCUAACUAUAAAUUAUAAAUUGUGAUGAUGAUGAUUCAAAAUCUGUUAGACCUGGAUCCAAAAAAGUCAAAGGAUUCAUCAAAGAAUCACUGAAGAUCUCCCCGAGGCUCAACAAACAUCAGCAGCUCGUUGUUUCAAAAGGAGAAUCUAGAUUAUAGCUCCUUGUAAAGUACUCGUAUGCUUUUUCAAAGUGCGUCUCCAGUUUGUGCUUGUUUAUACUUCCCGUGAGUGUGUGUGUGUGUAGUUGUUUGAGUGCACUCCGGUCACAAAGCUGACACAUAUUGGCCUGCAUUUACUUAUCCCUGUGGGGGAGAGGAAGAAGCCACGGUACCAUAUUGUGGCGAUGACAGGAGGCGGUUUUCUCAGCGUAAGGGUCUGCUGGCUCAGAUGGGAUUUCAUAUGGGAGCACAAGUCGCCGGCUCUGUGGCAUGGAUUCCCAGCCGCUGCCUUGUCAGGGCACCGUGCUGUGCCCAGACGUAUACUUACCCCCAUGCUGCUGCCGCGACCCACCUGGUCUGAUCCUCAAAAUGUUGUUUUUGCUGUUUGUUAUGCAGUAAAACCUGGGAAAGGUUGUAGAGGCAGCACAGCAUGGUGACAAGUAUCCAGACAUUUGGACACCUGAUCUUUACACCUAUAUACGAUGUGUCGCUCAAAAAGCACAAGCACCAAUUUACUGCUACCACAACAGUUUUGGAAAAGCUCUCCAAAAGCAUUCAAAGCUUGGCUGGAGGUAUACGUUUCCGCGGCAACACAGAAGUAUCAUUUAUGUUGGCUAAAGCUGGUGGAUGAAAAGCAUCCUCGAAUCAAAGACAGCCGUAUGUUAUUACAGCACAAAGAGGCUGCGUCAGUGAUUUAAAGAAGUCCGGAUCAAUUGAUUCGAAGGUUCGACAGAAGAAAAUAUUACAAGAUACAAGCUGUCAAAACAAGCUAGCAACAAGCUGCAGCUUAGCUAGAAAAACCCUUUUCCGUGCCAAGGUCACAAAGAAAUGUACAAGCCUCGUAGAUAAUACCUAAACGGUUAUUUAGCUUUCUUUCCUGUAAAAUUCGAAGUUAAAGGGAUAUUCCAGGGUAAAAUUAAUUUAGAGUCAAACACACUGCAACACCAAUUUAGACACCCCCUCGAGAGAUGAAUGUUGGCAACCGCUUGCUUCUCUAGUUAUACCAACUUUAGUAACAACCGCAAAUUAGCAAUACACAGCAGUCUGAGGAGCCAUAAACAAACCUCAACCAAAACGUCACUCUAUAGCCACAAAUAAUGCUCAGAACAGCACCUAACUUCAUCAGCAAAGAGACUAAACACAACUCACCUUCUCUCUUCCAGCAGCUGCUUGUUUGUAGCGAGACCAUGUUCUUCCUUGAGCUGCGUCACCCCGCAGCAGUCCGUAAUAGACAGGCCUGGAGGUCUCGCUACAAAGACCUCAAGAGAGUAGGUGAGUUGUGUUUAGUCUCUUUGCUAAAUAAAUCAGGCAAAGUUAAGUAAAGUUUAGCAUGUGAUCGUAUUUGUCUGUUAUCUUCCAGACAAAAUUCAUUACAAAUCAAGAGCAAAGGGAGAUUUUUACCAUUUUCUUGCUUGCUGGUCUUCUGGAAAAGUAAACAUGGUUCAGUCUCACAAUGAGCCCUGCAGGAGCUCUCUGAUAUUUCUUACAGUUGUCUUCUUCUGAGAUCUCAGCUGAAUAAAAAAUGAGCUCUAAGAUUCAUCUUGGAAUGAAAGGGUUAGUAUUAGCGCUCUGAGAUCCUAAAACGGUCCCUACAAAAACUUAAUCCCAGAUCUCAGCAAAGAGAAAACAGAGACAAGUAGGUGCUCUCAGAUUUGUCAAAAAGACAAGUAGGAAACUUUAAACCUUCUACAGGAUCUCUCUUUUUUUUUUUUUUUUUUAUGUUACUCAUGGCAAACUUUUGGUGAAGGCCUACAUUGGAGCCUGUAGCUUACUGGUUGUAUGGGAAGACCUGAUUGUAGUCUUGCAGCAUUUUGUGCCAAACAAACCCAAGAGUCAUUGAACUUGCAUAACCCAGAGUGCAUUUAGAUCAACACAAAAACUACUCUGGUGGUAACUGCACCCACUUGUAGGACCUUAUAUUUUUACUUGGUGAGUUUAAUGCAUGCGUGAGUUCGUGUGCACGAUGCUACCUGCUGCCAGGCUGCUUUUGCUGCACCAGCGCAAUAUUUCAGCACCCUUGGAGGCAGCCUUUUAGCUUCAAAGCUCCCGAUGUUCAGAAAUGAAGUGAAGUUGUCCUUUCUUUGAAAAAAAAAAGGAGAUCGCAGGUUCAAAUCUUGGUUGCGCUCCUGCGAUGAGAAACUUCAAAGGCAGGCUGCAGACAAAGAUGAGACAUAAAAUGAACAAUAAGGAGAUCUCCAGAAGUGAGACGUAAACAAAACAAACACAGGGAGCUCCAAAUUAAAGCUUUGAUUCUCCUCUCAGUUCAAUCUUGUUCGUCUCAAAGAAAGUCUUGUCUCUUCGCGGUCUCCUUUUAUUGCUCCAAACAGUCCCCAGAGGAGCAGUAAAAUUAUAAUUCUCCACUCUGUUCACAUGAUCAAAAAGAGGAGCGAAUAAGUGAAAGAUAUUUACAACAGGAACAAAAAAACAUGACUGAUAAUUUAUGAGUGGACUGAAUCAGAAGUCAGUGAUUUAAAGGUUGCAUUAAAAAUUAUGUCAGAUGAACAACGGAUUUUCUGACACUCUAUGUUCUGCCCUCAUCUCCCUCCAUCUUUGCUUUUUUGCUUAUUUUCUGACUUUGCCAACUUUUCCUCUUACCCUCACUCACUUUCUCUCUUUAUCUUUCUCUCUCUCUGUCAAACUUGUGUUUUCUUUGCUUUUGCUCUGUCUUUUCUCCCACCACGGCCUAACAUCCCCCUCUCUCCCCAUCACUCGCCUCGUUUCUCUGUAGUUCCUCCUGGCGGCUGCAGCUUUGUUCCUCCCACCUCCUCGCCUUUUUGGUCAGGUACAGGUACAGCUUUUCUACACUCUCUCUUUGUCUCUCCCUUGCUGUUUGCCCACAUUUCCGGGGUUUCCAAAGUCUGUUAUCUGUCUUGUUUUUUUUUCUCCCUCCAUCUCUGUUAAAUAAUAGAGUCUAAUGGUGCCGCUUUUUACGUCGCAUUGCACAGAACGUACAUGUGGGAAGAAACAUUCACUUCACUUUUCUUUAAUGCCAGAUUGAAAAUAUUGUGAAUUUCUGACAGCUGCAAUAUCUCCUACUUGGAGAAAAUAACUACUAAACUAUCAAACAAGUAGUGGCAAAGAGCUGGAGCUCUUCUGCAACAUCAAUAAUUAUAAAAACCUGAACAUAUUAGAGCACAUACACACUUGUUUGUGUGGUUUCACCUGCCAAUUUACUUUAUUUAAUAUGUAAAAAAGUAAAAAUAUCCACUUAGCUUUGAUUGACUUUUGAACGCAGCGCUUCAGGGUUGAUAAUUAAAACAAACAUGUUGAAAUAAUGAGAAAAUUAGCACACAAAGCAUGAGAAAAACAGAGUAGUUGACUAAAAUGGCUGUAUUUUCCAAUUGCUGCAUGCAUUCAUGUGUAUGAGAAUGACCUGUUUGUAGAUGCAUGCAUGUAUGUACGAGUCGGCUGGGCGUCUGUGUUGGCAUGAGGGAUUAGCUUCCUUUCGUGCAGCGCAUCUGCUCAGCUGUGUCACCUGUGUUUCCACAGAUAAGGCAAACAAACCUAUGCGCACCUGCGUUCACAUAAACCCUGACCUGCAUGUACCGGGAUAACCUUGCAUGACCUGAAGUUCUUAUGCAGCACCUGACCCGUGUCUGACGUUAACUUUUAAUAGGAUCAACUCCUGAUAUUGAUAACCUAUGACCUGUAAUCUCUGGUGCAGGUUUUGCACUGCCAUGCUGGUUGGCUAAAUGCAUUUCUCCUGCUGUCAUGUUUUCUUAAUUUUAAAUCACUUGCAUACAAAAGUUGAGGUCCUAUGAAUACGCAUAAUUUAUUAAACCAAGUUGAGACUUGAUAAAUUGAGUCAAAUUCGUGCCAAAGAGCCCCUUAGUCCUCAGAAAUGGACCUUGAACACUUGCCUUUUUUUUUAAAAAGCUUAUUAAAAUCAAAAAAAGAGAUCAUUCUGGGGUUAAGACAGAAGUUAGUCACCAAACAUCCCUGCUCUUACUGAUUCUCCAAAGGUGAUAGACCUCAGAGUUUAGAGGAUAACUUUAACAAAGCCCAGGAUUUCUGAAUACAAAGGAAAAAAUAGCUUCAAAAGGCUUCAAAAGGCUGACACAGGUGAGGAGUUCUCCACACUCUGAAUGGCAGGGUGCUUCAGAUAAGAUACUGCAACAUCAGAAAGGUUUUUUUCUGCACUUCAAAGCUGUUGUUUUUUUUCCUACCCUAAAGUGACUAAUAAAAACUUAAAAAAGCAACACCUAGAGCCUUUGUUAGCCAUACUGUUGGAGAAGAUUGGGAUUGAAUGAUCUCACUGGACAUAACUAAUUUGGUGAGUUUGACAGCUCUUGGUGGAUCCAUGACCACAGAGAGCUGCAAAGCCAAGAUGCCCAGAAUAAUAGUUUUUUUCUCUGCUUGAAGCUUUUCUCUGAAAAUUUAGAGGAGAUGACUUCAAAAUAAUAAGACUGGAUCUCUUUGUGUCAGUGUUUUCUCCCAGGGUGGUGGGUAUUGCAGUGGCACGCUACGAUUUCUGCUCCAGAGACACACGAGAGCUCUCUCUACUGCAGGGAGACAUCAUCAAAAUCUACACCAAGAUGUCCAACGGGUGGUGGAAGGGGGAGAUCAACGGCAGGGUAGGUCUUAUGCUGCGUUUGAGUUACCUCAGAAGUCAGAUGUCCGAGCUGGGAAUGACGUCACACCUGACUUCACAGCGUUUCAGUUAUCCUUGUCCGAAUAUAAGCAAGGACAAGGCAAAUACUACAAUUACUUUCAUAGAUGUAGCCAUCUUGUUUCCGCCUCCGAUUUUGCUUUUUUCCGACUUCGUAACUGAAAUGCCGGUAACUCGGGUGUGUCGUCAUUCCCAGCUCAGACAUCUGACUUCUGAGGUAACUCGAACGCAGCAUUAUUUCUCCGUAAUCGUAGUGUUUGCUAUGACUUUGCUCAAAGUUGUAGUUUUCUUUGAAGCUCCUGUGAGGGUCUUUUAGUUUUUAUCAAAAUUGGCGCCCCCUGUGGACAAACAAUGUUAAGACAGUUACCCCCUACAACCACUUUUAGUCUUUAAAAAUUACAAGGUGAAACUCGUCAGUCUUGUCAUUGAUAGUCUUGUUUGCCUCUGUAUUUCAUAAAAAGGAUUAAUAUCAACUCUAGCCUAUUUCAUCAAUGUUAAAUAACUCCUCACAGGAGCUUUAAAGAUCUGGUCUAGAUAUUUGUACAACAUUAUUUCAACAUUUCCUCUCAGAUGCAGCUUUGUCAAGACAUAAGAAUAUCAAGAAACUCAAUUGAAGUUUUACAUCAAAUUUUAUUGUCGUGAGAAAAAAGGUUUUAGAGCUAUUGUUUGAUUUAUUCAACUAAAUCACAGAAUUUCUUGUUUAUUUUUUUAAUCUCAUGUUCAAAGCUCCUUUUUUUAUGUCAAUAGAAUAGACAAAUAUUCAUGUUGAUGCUUUGAUGUUUAUGAUUAACCCGCAUUGAACUGUCUGAAUGAAAAGUGGAAUCAUGAUUUUGGUCAGCUGCCGCUCAUACAUGAAGAGUGAUUUAGCCUCGGCAAGGCUAGGAGAGAAGAUGGAUGAUUUUUGGUGUCUGGUUCAUGUGAGGGUAGAAAAAGAUAAUCGGAAAUGAUUGAAAGCAUGUUGUUGAUGGGAAGUCAGUGAGGGAUUAUGCUUGUCGUGAUUAAAGGCUGAUUUUAUCUGUGUAAGGAAGCUUAAUGAAAGGUUUUUGCACAACUUUAGUGAAGGAUCUUGCUAUGUAAAAGUCAGAUUUUCAUAUAAUUUCCUUUUACUACAAUAGUUCACCCGUCACCUGUAAAUAUUUCCUGUCAUAUAGUUGUGCCACUGAGUUUUAUCGCCUAAUCUACAUCCUGUUUUCGGUCUCGUAGGUGGGUUGGUUUCCCUCUACCUACGUGGAAGAAGAGGACUGACCUUGCUGGAUUCAGCGCCCAUUCAACGCUGACCACCUCCAGUGAGCGCCAUUCAGCUCUCCCACUCCGUGCCCUCCGAGUCAGAUCUCUUUGAUAAAACCCAGAGACUCCGGACUGGAGAGAAGUGACAGCGCCCUCUAAAACCUCCUCCUGCCCUCUGACAGACUCUCACACUGAGCAGAUGUCAAAUCACAGAUUCCAGGAGCGUCACGCCAUAUCUUGCCUUUUCUGCAGCCCCGUCUGCCCCCGCGGACAACUGGGAGGUGCAUGUGCUGUGCCCAGAUAAACCCGCUCUUCCUCCCUGCUUCCUCACCUUGUCUCAUUAUUGAUGACUCCAUCAGAUGGUGUGAGACUUGCCUUCGCUGUCAUUAUGUUUCUGCACCAGGAAGGCUCAGUCACCCGACUGGAACACAGAUCCUGCUGACAGGUGCAGCCCAGGUACACCACCAAAUCUAAAUGCAGGAGCUGGGGACUGUUGCGUUCACAGUCCUGACUAAGAACCAUUUUAUUUUCAUUUUUAAAGUAUUGAAUCACCGGACUGAGAUUAUACUGAAAUACCAAAAAACGUAGAUUUAGUUUGAAGGACAGUUGAGAGCAUGGAGGGUUGAUCUGUCACCCCAGAGUGUCAGAGGUCUUAAUAAGCAUUGGUACUGACAAACCAGGGUUGAAAAUAAAACACCUUUUUAUAAUGUAUUUGUUUACUAUCAGAUCCACAGCUGAUAAUGUUGUCUCUAAGCUUUCCUCCUUGUUCUAUUCUUUGGACUAAUUCACCACCAUAUUGACUCUAAGCUUCAUCAUCAGUAGGCAUUGGAUUAUUGCUCAACUUUCAAUAGUUAACCUUGUAUCGUGUCUCAAAAUGUAAAUCAAAAGGUCAGUAUUUGAAAAAUAAACUUUCAGACUCCUAAGUUUGAUGUUAGAUGACAAGAUUGAUACGACUUUCCUGUGCAAUAUCUCAAUAGGAAGGUACAUCUUGAAGCAGAUCAGUCAAGCUUAGCUGUCUGUCUAAAUCGGACACAGAGAAGAAGCUAACAAUAAAAAUUUCUGAGGCCACGACUCUAAAACUUACUUGGUAAUUUUUUAUCUUUUUUGUUUUCUCUGUUGGUGGUGAUCAUCAGUGUCUGCUGGUUGUCUGUCACCCUUAAGGGCCUGUGUCCACUGACAGCAUUUGCUGCACCCGCAGUGCCAUUUUGUGAAGUUAGCAUUUUCAGCGCUUAGGGCCAAAAUGCCAACAGCAUCUGCUGUUUAUUUGCCGCUGAGCUCAUAGCACUCUUAGUUCAACCACACAUCAAUGUCACUUUCUCCACCGAUGACCAGUCAGAAUCAAGAAGGGGCGGGACUUUAAAUCAGCUUUUAACAACAAUAGUGGCGCACUUUUAUUCUAUGGUUUUUAUUUAAAGGUUAGGGCUGAUGACAUGGUUUGUUUUUUAUUGUUUUAAAGUUUUUCCCCUCAAAUAAUAUAAAAUAUCAAGUAUACAGCACAUUUCACACAAAUGAACAAUCAUGGCAGGUACCAAAGAACAAGUUUUAUAAUUAAGCAACGAUAAGUUAUGAGAAGAGAGCGCUCAACUUAAGGUUGUGGAUGCUGCUACACCAAAAAAAAUAAAAAUAAAUAAUAAUAAUAAAAUAAAAAUAUAAAUUUAAAAAGGGUUGUAAAUGGACACAGGCCAUAAGCCAAAAAAUGAGCCAGAGGACUUCUCUAAUGAGACUUAGAGAUAGGCUGUAAGCUUGUUGUCUCUCUUGUUUUACGGUCUACAUGCUAGCUUCACAAAUUGAGUAUUAACAUAAGGUGGUUCAUUUUUAUACACAACUCAACAAAUAGGAACAGACUCUUCGAUAAUGUUACACAUUUAUCAGCAUUUAUGGCACUAAAACAACAAGAAACAGUGUAAUUUUAACUUGAGGCUUCAGACAUGUAGUCAUGAAAGAGGGAAAGGUACAAAAGGAAGAAGAAAGCCACAGAAGUCAUAAAAAUGCAUGUUUUGGUUGGAUUGUGUAACAGGAGGUAGAGGUCUAUACUUCAAUAUACUCAUUAGUAUUUUGACCGUUCGCUGUGGAAACAGGAGAGCUCUUUUACAUUCCGCAGAUUUUGUGUUUACCUCAACUCUUUUUGGUUUCAGAAUGAAUGAUUCAAGUGUGAUGUAAGAGCUGCUAACUGCAGAGCAAGGUAGCACAAGGGCGUUAAGUGAUGCUGUUUUCCUUCAAACGUUAACAUCC